UUCCAGCCACGGCUUGGUAGGACUUUUCGCUAGUCGGACGCAUCCAGUCUGGAGUUGAACAUUGAAGAAAACGGCAGCAAAGUGCCAACUGCUCCUCAAAAAAACGUGAACCCCGAAGGGACUGUGUGUGUGAGACCAGUUAGGAAUCCAAUCAGACACGGACACAGAUACAGAUACAGAUACACCACCACAGUCGCUGCGACAAAUACACGGACACUGACGCACACACGGACAUACACUCGUGCACAUAAUAUAACACACCCUCGCACACCCUUGCACUCGUGUAUAUAUUGCUUACAUAAAGUCCAAGGAAAAAUCGAUAGGAGUGCAUUUAAAAUUCAAAGGAGUCCAGUGAAAACUCCGCGUGAGCUUUGCAAGUCUUUUUUUGUUUUUUUUGCACAGUGAAAAAAAAUUAUGACUAAUCAGUGACGACAUACUACGCGAGAGCCGCUUACACAAUUUCUCUACACCUCCGAAAAUCGUAGACGUGGAAAGGUUUUCUCAUAAGCGGACACAUUUUCCCAACUGGCAAAGAUGGUCACUGAAAAUGGAGCUCAGGGCGAUGGCAACACAUCUUUCCUGCGUGCUGCUCGCGCCGGAAAUCUGGAGCGUGUCCUCGAGCAUUUGAAGAACAACAUUGACAUCAACACCAGCAAUGCGAACGGCUUGAAUGCCUUGCACUUGGCCUCCAAGGAUGGCCACAUACAUGUCGUCUCAGAGCUACUGCGGCGCGGAGCGAUCGUGGACAGUGCCACCAAGAAGGGCAACACGGCGCUGCACAUCGCCUCGCUGGCAGGACAAGAGGAGGUGGUGAAGCUGCUGCUGGAGCACAGUGCCUCCGUCAAUGUGCAGUCGCAGAAUGGAUUCACGCCCCUCUACAUGGCGGCGCAGGAGAACCACGAUGCUGUGGUGCGCCUGCUGCUGUCCAACGGUGCCAACCAGAGCCUGGCCACCGAAGACGGCUUCACGCCGCUGGCCGUGGCCAUGCAGCAGGGCCACGAUAAGGUCGUUGCCGUUCUCCUCGAGAGUGAUACCCGGGGAAAGGUGCGUCUGCCAGCUCUGCACAUUGCAGCCAAGAAGGACGACGUGAAGGCGGCCUCCCUUCUCCUAGAUAAUGACCACAAUCCGGAUGUGACUUCCAAGUCGGGAUUCACCCCGCUGCACAUUGCCUCGCACUACGGCAACCAGAACAUAGCCAACCUGCUCAUCCAGAAGGGCGCCGACGUCAACUACUCGGCCAAGCACAACAUCAGUCCGCUGCAUGUAGCUGCCAAGUGGGGCAAGACCAACAUGGUCUCGCUCCUGCUGGAGAAGGGCGGCAACAUCGAGGCGAAGACCCGCGACGGCCUCACUCCGCUCCACUGCGCCGCCCGCUCGGGCCACGAGCAGGUGGUGGACAUGCUGCUGGAGCGCGGAGCGCCCAUUAGCGCCAAGACCAAGAACGGCUUGGCUCCCCUCCACAUGGCAGCCCAGGGCGAGCAUGUGGAUGCCGCCCGCAUUCUGCUCUACCAUCGCGCGCCCGUCGAUGAGGUCACCGUUGACUAUCUGACCGCUCUGCAUGUGGCGGCCCACUGUGGCCAUGUGCGCGUGGCCAAGCUCCUGCUGGACCGAAAUGCCGACGCCAAUGCCCGUGCCCUCAACGGGUUCACGCCACUGCACAUUGCCUGCAAGAAGAACCGAUUGAAGGUAGUGGAGCUGCUGCUCCGCCACGGUGCCAGCAUUAGCGCCACCACGGAGAGCGGCCUGACCCCGUUGCACGUGGCCGCCUUCAUGGGAUGCAUGAACAUUGUCAUCUAUUUGCUGCAGCACGACGCCAGUCCGGAUGUGCCCACUGUGCGUGGCGAGACGCCAUUGCAUCUGGCAGCGCGUGCAAAUCAGACCGACAUCAUUCGCAUUCUCCUGCGCAAUGGCGCCCAGGUGGAUGCACGUGCUCGGGAACAGCAGACUCCGCUGCACAUUGCCAGUCGACUGGGCAACGUGGACAUCGUAAUGCUGCUGCUGCAGCACGGCGCUCAGGUGGAUGCCACCACCAAGGACAUGUACACGGCGCUCCACAUCGCCGCCAAGGAGGGCCAGGACGAGGUGGCAGCCGUGCUGAUCGAGAACGGGGCUGCAUUGAAUGCCACCACGAAGAAGGGCUUCACGCCGCUGCACCUGACGGCCAAAUAUGGGCACAUCAAGAUGGCGCAGCUUCUGCUACAGAAGGAGGCUGAUGUGGACGCCCAGGGAAAGAAUGGAGUGACUCCGCUCCAUGUGGCCUGCCACUACAACAACCAGCAGGUGGCGCUGCUGCUGCUCGAGAAGGGAGCCAGCCCCCAUGCCACCGCCAAGAACGGACACACGCCGCUGCACAUUGCGGCGCGCAAGAACCAGAUGGACAUUGCCACUACUCUGCUGGAGUACGGCGCCCAGGCCAAUGCCGAGAGCAAGGCGGGGUUCACCCCGCUGCACCUGAGCAGCCAGGAGGGCCAUGCCGAGAUCUCCAACCUCUUGAUCGAGCACAAGGGAGCCUUGAAUCACCCGGCCAAGAAUGGCCUUACCCCCAUGCAUCUGUGCGCCCAGGAAGACAACGUGAAUGUGGCCGAGAUUCUGCAGCGCAACGGCGCCAGCAUCGAUAUGCCCACUAAGGCUGGGUUCACUCCCCUGCACGUCGCCUCCCACUUCGGCCAGGCCAACAUGGUGCGCUUCCUGCUGCAGAAUGGCGCCAACGUGGACGCGGCCACCUUGAUUGGCUACACCCCUCUUCAUCAGACCGCCCAGCAGGGCCAUUGCCAUAUUGUCAACCUACUGCUGGAGCACAAGGCCAAUCCAAAUGCCCAGACUGUCAACGGACAGACGGCGCUGAACAUUGCCCGAAAGCUGGGCUACAUCAGUGUCCUGGACUCGCUCAAGUCCAUCACCACAGAGGAUGAGGCAAGUGCCGCUCCAGCCCAGACCGAGGAGAAGUACCGUGUUGUUGCUCCGGAGGCCAUGCACGAGUCCUUUAUGUCCGACUCCGAGGAAGAAGGCGGUCACACAAAUUGGGAAUUGGACGCGUGCUACGAGUACGGCAUUGGCAUUGACCACAGCCAGAGUCAUCGCCCCCGGCCAGACACUCACGUCUACAUGCCGUAUUACCAGGGCGACACACUCUAUGUCACCAGCGAAGAUAAUAUGCUAUCAGAUCAACCAUACCGUUAUCUGACUGUUGAUGAAAUGAAAUCCCUAGGCGACGACUCGCUGCCCAUUGAUGUGACCCGCGAUGAGCGCAUGGACUCCAACCGCAUGACCCAGAGCGCUGAGUAUGCCGGCGGUGUGCCGCCCACAAUUGGGGAGGAGGUGAUCAGUCCCCACAAGGCGCAGGUGUACGGCAACUCGCCAAAGGCCACCGUGGAUGGUGUCUACAUUGCCAACGGACAUGGAAACGAUGAGCCACCGCACGUUGGCCGUAAACUGAGCUGGAAGAGCUUCCUGGUCUCCUUCCUGGUAGAUGCACGAGGUGGAGCCAUGCGCGGCUGUCGCCACAGCGGCGUUCGCAUGAUCAUUCCAUCGCGCUCCACCUGCCAGCCGACGCGGGUCACCUGUCGCUAUGUAAAGCCACAGCGGACCAUGCAUCCGCCGCAGUUGAUGGAGGGCGAGGCCCUGGCCAGUCGCGUGCUGGAGCUAGGUCCCUGCUCCACCAAGUUCAUUGGGCCCGUGGUCAUGGAGGUGCCGCAUUUCGCCUCGCUACGUGGCAAGGAGCGCGAGAUCAUCAUUCUGCGCUCGGACAAUGGCGAGACCUGGCGCGAGCACUCCAUCGACAACUCGGAGGAGAUCAUCCAUGAUGUCUUGCAACAGUGCUUCGAGCCAGAGGAAAUUGCCCAACUGGAGGAGCAGGCUGGCAAUCAUGUGUGCCGAUUUGUCACCUACGACUUUCCCCAGUACUUUGCCGUCGUUUCGCGCAUUCGCCAGGAAGUGCAUGCCAUCGGGCCCGAGGGCGGCAUGGUCUCCAGCACAGUGGUGCCGCAGGUGCAGGCCGUCUUCCCACAGGGAGCCCUCACCAAGAAGAUCAAAGUUGGCUUACAGGCCCAGCCGGUCGAUCCCGAUCUAACCGCCAAGCUGCUGGGUCGUGGAGUGGCCGUAUCGCCGAUAGUGACGGUCGAGCCGCGCCGCCGUAAGUUCCACAAGGCCAUCACUCUCAGUAUGCCGGCCCCGAAGGCCCACAGCCAGGGGAUGAUCAAUCAGUAUUCGGGCAACACGCCAACCCUGCGGCUGCUAUGCUCCAUCACAGGUGUGUUUCGGAAAAGGUCUCUAAAAGGCGGACCGUCCCGUGCCCAAUGGGAGGAUGUCACUGGCUCCACGCCCCUGACCUUUGUCAACGACUGUGUCUCCUUCACGACUACCGUUUCGGCUCGAUUCUGGCUAAUGGACUGCCGCAAUAUCUCCGAUGCCACCAAGAUGGCCACAGAGCUUUACAAGGAAGUCAUUCAUGUGCCCUUCAUAGCCAAGUUUGUGGUGUUCGCCAAGAAGAUUGAACCCUUCGAGGCCCGCCUGCGCGUCUUCUGCAUGACCGAUGAUCGCGAGGACAAGACUCUGGAGAAGCACGAGCUCUACACGGAAGUGGCCAAGAGUCGCGACGUGGAAGUGCUGGAAGGCAAACCGCAGUACAUUGAGAUGGCCGGUAACCUGGUGCCCGUCACCAAGUCUGGCGACCAGCUGCAGCUUCAAUUCAAGGCCUUCCGCGAGAACCGUCUGCCCUUCACGGUGCGUGUGAAGGAUCAGCAUGCGGACAUCGUGGGCCGAACCCUCUUCAUGAAGGAGCCCAAGGUUGCCAAGGGCGAGCCUCCACAGCAGCCCAUCUGCAUACUGAACAUCGUGCUGCCGGAGGCAGUGAUACCUGACUCGACCACAGCCUUCUCAGACCGCGUCACCUCCGCCUACAGAACCUCCAUGUUCAGCCUGAGCAAACACCAGAACGACCACUACAUCGGCGACAUUCGCAUUGUAGAUCUGUCCAAUCUGUUGGGCAAGGACUGGAUACAGCUGGCGCCAGAGAUCGGAAUCAACGCGGAGGAGAUCGACGAGAUCAUCAACCAAAACACCGACAGCAUAGCCAGGCAGGCUCAGAGCAUGAUCCGCCUGUACAAGGACAAGCCAAACUACGACAUCCUGUCCCUGGAGACGGCGCUCAAGAACAUCGGCCGAGAUGACAUCAUGAAAAAGUGCAAGAGUGGAAGACUCUCGCAUUCGCGCGAGUUCGACGAGACGGACAUCAUGAAGAACUCGGAAUCCGUAGAAGAGCUGGUUCGCAGAGAAAGCAAGCGAAUCCAGCAGAUCAACGAACGCGAGGAAGUCAAAUACUCUGCCGAGGAGAAGGAGGUCGAGGAGUCUGAGUCCGACGAGGAGCAGGUCAAGCGGACUGUUGCCGAGAGGCGCGAGAAGAUCGUCAAGCGCCUGUCCAUGGAGCGUUCCAUACCAGCCUCUACGCAAAAGAAGGAGAUCACCCGCGAAAUAACAGAAAUCAAGCGAAAGAGUCUCAUCGAGGAUAAGAAGGCCCAUCACGAGUCCGAGAUCCUGAUGCAACUGCCCGCCGACAAUGUGAUCAUCAAGACAGCGGCUGUCCCCGAACAGGUCAUCAAGAUGAAGAUGGGCAAGAUGGACUCGACAGAGGUGAGCAAGAGCGAGUUCGACAAGGAGCUGACGCACAAGUUCAAGUCAUCCGGCCGCAGCUCUGAGGAGGAGGAACAGCCAUCACCCGACGCCGUAGACAAGAUUGUUCAGGACAUCAGUUCUGCCGAAAAAACGGAGAAGGAUGCAGUCACCUUCAGUCGAGCCACGACCAUCACCCGCCAGGAGGCCCGGGAUAUCACCGAGGAUUUCCUAGAGAUUGAGAAACGUAGCCAACUCCCAGCGACAACUUCCACAACAGCCACAGUGCACGAGAAGUUUGUCGAGGAGGUGAAGGAGAAAAAGACUAGCCCCAUGGCCUCAGUGACGCCCGAAACUGUGAAGGAGGUCGAGCAAGUCAUUAGUGAAGUUACUGAGAUUGCCAGCAAGAAGGUGGAGAACAUUAUUAGCUCCUUUGAGAACGUCAAAACGGAGGACAAUUCCGUAAUCCUGCCCAGCCAGCCGGUGCCCGAGACAACGAAGGUCAGCGAGACCAUUAAACAUCUGCAGGACGCCAAGACAGUGGCCCAGGAGCAGGUCAAGACCGUGCAGGUCAUCGAGAGCACAACUAUCGAAGAGACAAUCGCCGAAUUCGAGGCGAAAAAGGUCAAGUACGACUUCCAUGGCGGUGAGCCAAAAACCCAAAUCCCCAAACUGGUGAGAAAGCCCAGCGAGGAGUCCAUGAAGCCCACUGCGGCCCCACGUGCUGUGGCAGAAGUAGAGGGCGACCUGACUGCCGAGAGCAAGCCCGAGAAGCCCCUCUCCAAAAUCCCAGUCAAAACUUCCGCUGCCGAUGCCCAAAAGAUUGGUGAGGUGGUGGACACACGAAAGGUGACCCACGACUUUCUGCAGGGCGAGAAGUUGGCCGCCGAGCCCAAGGCAGCGCCAGCAGCCAGCAAGAUUCCCAAGGUGGAGCCAAGAAAAUCAGUGGAUAAGCUGGAGUCGAGAGUCUUGGACGAUGUGGUGGCCUCUACCGCCAGCAUUUUGACAGCAGCAGGCCUGGGGGCAGAGGUGCCCAAAGAAAAGUCCGCUGGACAGCCAGAAAUUGCCUCCAAGGCAGAAACCCUCACCGAAAAGGUUUCUGAAUUGAUUGACACAUUCCACAAGGUCGAGGAGAAGAUUGUGAAGUCUGAGAAGCAUUCAGAGAUUGCCAGAAAAAUGGAGAAGACAGUCACGAUUGAAGAAAAGCCCAUCGCCCACGUGCGGCCUGAAGAGGACAAGGUGGCGGAAAAGAUAGCCGAAGUAGUCGAAACAUUCCACAAGAUCGAAGAGAACAUAGCUACCGCUGACACACGCAAGCUCACCCACGAUUUCCUCAGCAUGGAGCAGCAAAGCCAACUGCCGAGCAUGCCAAAAGCCUCCGAGCCACCUCUCGAAUUCAGCCUGACAUCGAUAUCAACAUCGGAGCCAGAGUCGGUGAUCUCAGUAAAACCAUCGCCGCCUGCGAGCAAGAUACCUGUGGUGGAGCCCAGGAAGACACUGAUCGAGGAAGCUGUAAAGCUCACGGAGCCACCCGCAAAGCCUCUGAUCGAGGAAACUGUAAAACCCACUGUGGAGCAGCCUAAGGAGGUUCUGCAUGAGCGCCAGCUAACCGCCGAUUUCCUGAGCAUGGAGCAGCAGACACAGCUACAGUCUCUUCCGGCAAAAGCCCUGGUUGAGGAAGUUGUCAAGACCGCUGAGCAGCUGGUAGUGCAGAAAAAGGAUAAGGAGUCGGAGGCAUCGAAAGCCCUGAUUGAGGAAGCAGUGAAACCAAUUGAGCAGCUAACCAAGCAGAAGGAGCCACUGCACGAGCGUCAGUUAACCGCGGACUUCCUGAGCAUGGAACAGCAGACGCAGCUGCAUCCAGUAACCAUUAAAUCAUCAGUAGUGCCAGAAAGCAUCGAUUCGAAAGUGCUGCCAGAAAAGCUGUCUAAAGGCGAUGGCAUUGAGUCGGCGGCACCGAUCGGAGAUGCUUCGCUCUUCCAAACACCCAAGCCGGAGCUCGCUUUCGUUGACAAGGAGCCGGAAAGUCUGCCGAGUGUGGUCCAGGAACUUUCUGAGUACGAUACCUUUGAAAAACGAGCCACCGUUCCAUUGAGCGAUUCAAUCAGAGAGGAGGGUCUCAGUGCUCCCCUGUCCAUGGAGCCUAGAAAAUCCCUGACCGAUGCCGAGUUCUGCAAGUCUGUGGGCGAAACGAUUAGCAAGAAGAUGAGCGCAGGAGUCAUUGAGAUAUCUGAUCAGCUCAAGCAAAUCGCGAGCGACAUUCCAGACUCUCAGACUCCGCCGCCCACGCCCAGCGACACGAAGAUCGAUAAGCAGAACGAGGAGCCGGAGUUGAUUAGCUUGGAGCGUGAUUAUCUCGGCGACAAUGUGACCACUCUGCACACGACCACAGAGUCGACGUUUGAGCGCGUCUCUGCCAUAACAAAAAUAGAGCACUUCAGUGUUCAUAAUGUAAAAACCGAAACAUUUACAAGAACCGAUGAACCUGAAAAGCUGCUUCCUAGUAUGGCAGUCUCCCCCGAUAUCCACAAAAUGUAUUCACCAGACACUACCUCAUUUCCAGAAAUGAGCACAAGUAGUCAAACACCGAAGAUGACAGCACCCACAACCACAACGACGACGACGACUGUGACAACGCAAAUAGAUCGCACAAAGGUAGAUCUGACUGUGCCUGAGAAGGGACAGCAUCAGCAGAAGGAUCAAGAGAAUCAGGAGAUAAAGGAGAAGCCACAGCCAGAGGAUACAGUGAUAGAAGCAGAUACAGAUAGAUCUUCCAGUGAUAGGGAGUACUUAGAGCAAAUUAUGGCCUGUGGCGACGUUAGACGCAAAAUAGAGCGUUUGGAGAGCACCGCCAGCUCAGAGACAGAGACCGCCGAGUGUCAGCCGAGUGUGGCUCCCAAGUACAUAGGCGACAAUGUACCGGUGGUGAAGGAGGUGGUGCAGAGCAUUGAGGAGAAGAUCUGCGGUACAGUGGUGUCGGCUAUUCCCUUUAUAGUGCAAAAGAGGCAGCCGCACGAAGAGAAAAAGGAACCAGACGUGGCAGAGGUAGAGAAGCAAAUACUUACGCCAUCAGAUUUGGCGCUGGAGCAAUUGAUUAAGUGGGAGCUGCCACCAGAGGUAGUGAAGCUGUCCCCCAUCGAGGCCAUGGCUUCUGGCUUGCAGGAGAUUCAGGAAGAAGUUUGCGAGAAGGUUUGCAAGAAGAGGAAGGCCUUUGAGGUGGCCGAAGACUUAAGUGAAACGGAAAAGACUUUACCAGAACAGGAACUAGGCUUAGAUAAAAAAGUAGAACAGGUACCUGGAAAGAUUUUAACCGAGGCCAUUGAUCAGCACAUAGACUUAGUAGGUAAGGAACCUUUGGAGGCACUGCCAAAGGUAAGGGAAGUAGUACAGGACAUCGAACGCCGAUAUCCCACAGCGGUCUUAGAGGCCAAGCCAUUUAGUCCCCGAAAAAUAGGUGCCAAGGACUGUCAGGCUGAUGUUAUUUCUAUAGAGCAGCAGAUUUUAAGCGACACUGAUAUGGUUCUAGAAGGAUUAGGCUCCAAGCGUAUUCCCGAACAGAAGGUAGUUUCCCCUGUUUUUGCCUUGGCCAAGACGAGCCCCAGUAUUGAAAACCUCGAAGAAGUCUGUGAAAAGACAUGCUCAAAGCGCACAAUCUCAGUCAUGGCAAAGGAUUUCGUAAAGCAGCCAGAAAUCGAACCCCUGCCAGCAGGGGACGAUGUAAAAUCAACAACAGCCAAGUUUCUCGAGCGGGAGGCUAUCAGGUACGAUGUGGCUGAGAGCAUCAAGGAGUUCGAGGGCAAGAGUGUGGUACAGGAGUGUCUGACUGGGGUGGCAGAGAGUCAAAUUAGAAGGUUAACAGAAUGUGAUAUUGCAGACUUUCCAGUAGAGGUGACUAAGGAGACUAGACUUGUAGAAUUCCCCAAAAUUGCACACACCCUUGAACGAUUGCAUUCCAUUUCCAAAAGCGACAUCAAAGACACUAAAGAGUUCAUGCACGCAGUUGGCGACUAUGAGGAUAAGCUGAGCGAAAUAAUUGUCCAUGAUGCUCACUCACGAACUCAAACGGAUAGUCAGAACUUAGAAAAAGAGACAACCGAUAGGUUUCCUAUACACGAUAAAAUAGUCGAGCUUCAAACCCACCAGAACCUGGUCUUAAAGACCUCGGAAAUGGCCCAAAUGACUGACAAUACAAAGAAUAAGUUCCCAUCUGAUGCGAAACCAGCAUCAGAUACAAUACUAGUAGAAAGCGACAGUGAUGAAGAGCUUGACAAAGAAAAACUCAAAAAACUAAAGCAUUUAUCAACCAUAGAGUCAGAAUCUACUAUAGAGGCAACUAAGAAAUAUAUUUACUCUUCCAAUUACGAAGAAACGGUUACUCAAUCGAAUGAAUCCGUUAAGUUUCCUACUGCGAAAGAUUCUUUUGGCGACAAAUAUGGCAUAGAAGAUGGGAGAUCAACUGUCAAAACUGAGGAUAAGCCCACAGCAAUUCUUGAAUCGAUAGGCAACGCAUACGACAGUAUGAUCUUUCAGUAUGACAUCCCAGUUCUUGAAAAAAUUCCUUCAGCACCUCAAAUGGAAAUACCUGAUCACGCAACAUCGCAUGAAAUGGCAUUAAGGUCAAGAACUGCUAUUGAGUUCACGGAACAACAAAGUUACUGCUCAACUCAAAAAAAUAUUACAAACAUUGUCGCGCAAAAGUCCAACUUGAUAACAAGUUCAAGCACUGCCGAAAAACCUAAACUAACUGACUCGAAGGACGAUAAACCCAUUGACUUGAAAGACGAUAAGGUCCCAACUGAACCCCAGGAUAAGCCCAAGUCCCCUCUUGACUCAGUUAAGUCUAGUCUCAUUGUGUAUUCAGUCGAUGAAAGUGAUGAGGACUAUGUUCUUCCUAGACCCCAAGAAAAGUCACUCCCUUCGGUUGUUCCUUCUGUCAUUGCUGGAGAUAAAUCUCCGCUUAAACCUGAAGAUACAAAAACACCAGUUGACUUGAAAGACGAUAAGCUCCCAGUGAAACACCAGGAUAAACCCAAGUCCCCUCUGGAUUCAUUUAAGCCAAGUCAUACGGUGUAUUCAGACGAAGAAAGCGAUGAGGAAUAUGGUGUUUCUAGAUCCCCAGAAAAGCCCGCUAGUCAGCCAAUUCAAUCGGCUGGUGCUUCUGUAGUUGCUGGAGAUAAAUCUCCCCUUAAAGACAUCAUUAAACAAGAAACGGUGACUGAGUUCAAGGCAGAAGAAUUUGCAAGUUCUACUAAAACAGCAAUUGCCACCGUUGUCUCAAAGACUUCCGAUUUGAUCCCAAGUUCAUUCACUGACGACAAACCUAAGCUAACUGACUUGAAGGGCGAUAAGCCCAUUGACUUGAAAGACGAUAAGGUCCCAGCUAAACACCAGGAUAAACCCAAGUCCCCUCUUGACCCUGUUAAGUCUAGUCUCAUAGUGUAUUCAGACGAUGAAAGUGACGAGGAAUAUGGUUUUCCUAGACCCCAAGAAAAUCCCGCUUGUCAGCCAAUUCCAUCAGUUGUUCCAUCUCUCGUUGCUUUAGAUAAAUCUCCGCUUAAACCUGAAGAGAAACCAGCAUCAGCUGUCUUGAAAGACGAUAAGAUCCCAGCUAAACCCGAAGACAAACCCAAGUCCCCUCUGGACUCAGUAAAAAGCGAUGAGGAAUAUGGUGUUCCUAGAUCCCCAGAAAAGCCCGCUAGUCAGCCAAUUCAAUCGGCUGGUGCUUCUGUAGUUGCUGGAGAUAAAUCUCCCCUUACAGACAUCAUUAAACAAGAAACGGUGACUGAGUUCAAGGCAGAAGAAUUUGCAAGUUCUACUAAAACAACAAUUGCCACCGUUGUCUCAAAGACUUCCGAUUUGAUCCCAAGUUCAUUCACUGACGACAAACCUAAGCUAACUGACUUGAAGGGCGAUAAGCCCAUUGACUUGAAAGACGAUAAGGUCCCAGCUAAACACCAGGAUAAACCCAAGUCCCCUCUUGACUCAGUUAGGUCUAGUCUCAUAGUGUAUUCAGACGAUGAAAGUGAUGAAGAAUAUGGUGUUCCUAGACCCCAAGAAAAGCCCGCUAGUCAGCCAAUUCCAUCAGCUGAUCCAUAUCUCGUUGCUGGAGAUAAAUCUUCGCUUAAACCUGAAGAGAAACCAGCACCAGUUGUCUUGAAAGACGAUAAGAUCCCAGUAAAACCCGAAGACAAACCCAAGUCCCCCCUGGAUUCAGUUAAGCCCAGUCGUACAGUGUAUUCAGAAGAUGAAGGUGAUGAGGACUAUGUUGUUCCUAGACUCCAAGAAAAGCCAUUCCCGUCGGUUGUUUCUUCUGUUCUUGCUGGUGAUAGAUCUCCGCUUAAAGACAUCCUUAAACAAGAAACGUUGACUGAGUUCAAGGCAGAAGAAUUUGCAAGUGUCACCAAAACAAAUAUUGCAACUGUGGUCUCGAAGACUUCCGAUUUGAUUACAAGUUCAUUCACUGACGACAAACCUAAACUAACUGACUUGGAGGACGAUAAGCCCAUUGACUUGAAAGACGAUAGGGUCCAAGCUAACCACGAGGAUAAACCCAAGUCCCCUCUGGACUCAGUUAAGUCUAGUCUCAUAGUGUAUUCAGACGAUGAAAGUGAUGAAGAAUUUGUUGUUCCUAGACCCCAAGAAAAGCCCGCUAGUCAGCACAUUCCAUCAGUUGUUCCAUCUUUCGUUACUGGAGAUAAAUCUUCGCUUAAUCCUGAAGAGAAACCAGCACCAGUUGUCUUGAAAGACGAUAAGAUCCCAGCAAAACCCGAAGACAAACCCAAGUCCCCCCUGGAUUCAGUUAAGCCCAGUCGUACAGUGUAUUCAGAAGAUGAAGGUGAUGAGGACUAUGUUGUUCCUAGACUCCAAGAAAAGCCAUUCCCGUCGGUUGUUUCUUCUGUUCUUGCUGGUGAUAGAUCUCCGCUUAAAGACAUCCUUAAACAAGAAACGUUGACUGAGUUCAAGGCGGAAGAAUUUGCAAGUGUCACCAAAACAAAUAUUGCAACUGUGGUCUCGAAGACUUCCGAUUUGAUUACAAGUUCAUUCACUGACAACAAACCUAAGCUAACUGACUUGAAGGGCGAUAAGCCCAUUGACUUGAAAGACGAUAAGGUCCCAGCUAAACACCAGGAUAAACCCAAGUCCCCUCUUGACUCAGUUAGGUCUAGUCUCAUAGUGUAUUCAGACGAUGAAAGUGAUGAAGAAUAUGGUGUUCCUAGACCCCAAGAAAAGCCCGCUAGUCAGCCAAUUCCAUCAGCUGAUCCAUAUCUCGUUGCUGGAGAUAAAUCUUCGCUUAAACCUGAAGAGAAACCAGCACCAGUUGUCUUGAAAGACGAUAAGAUCCCAGCAAAACCCGAAGACAAACCCAAGUCCCCCCUGGAUUCAGUUAAGCCCAGUCGUACAGUGUAUUCAGAAGAUGAAGGUGAUGAGGACUAUGUUGUUCCUAGACUCCAAGAAAAGCCAUUCCCGUCGGUUGUUUCUUCUGUUCUUGCUGGUGAUAGAUCUCCGCUUAAAGACAUCCUUAAACAAGAAACGGUGACUGAGUUCAAGGCAGAAGAAUUUGCAAGUUCUACUAAAACAGCAAUUGCCACCGUUGUCUCAAAGACUUCCGAUUUGAUCCCAAGUUCAUUCACUGACGACAAACCUAAGCUAACUGACUUGAAGGGCGAUAAGCCCAUUGACUUGAAAGACGAUAAGGUCCCAGCUAAACACCAGGAUAAACCCAAGUCCCCUCUUGACCCUGUUAAGUCUAGUCUCAUAGUGUAUUCAGACGAUGAAAGUAACGAGGAAUAUGGUUUUCCUAGACCCCAAGAAAAUCCCGCUUGUCAGCCAAUUCCAUCAGUUGUUCCAUCUCUCGUUGCUUUAGAUAAAUCUCCGCUUAAACCUGAAGAGAAACCAGCAUCAGCUGUCUUGAAAGACGAUAAGAUCCCAGCUAAACCCGAAGACAAACCCAAGUCCCCUCUGGACUCAGUAAAAAGCGAUGAGGAAUAUGGUGUUCCUAGAUCCCCAGAAAAGCCCGCUAGUCAGCCAAUUCAAUCGGCUGGUGCUUCUGUAGUUGCUGGAGAUAAAUCUCCCCUUACAGACAUCAUUAAACAAGAAACGGUGACUGAGUUCAAGGCAGAAGAAUUUGCAAGUUCUACUAAAACAACAAUUGCCACCGUUGUCUCAAAGACUUCCGAUUUGAUCCCAAGUUCAUUCACUGACGACAAACCUAAGCUAACUGACUUGAAGGGCGAUAAGCCCAUUGACUUGAAAGACGAUAAGGUCCCAGCUAAACACCAGGAUAAACCCAAGUCCCCUCUUGACUCAGUUAGGUCUAGUCUCAUAGUGUAUUCAGACGAUGAAAGUGAUGAAGAAUUUGUUGUUCCUAGACCCCAAGAAAAGCCCGCUAGUCAGCACAUUCCAUCAGUUGUUCCAUCUUUCGUUACUGGAGAUAAAUCUUCGCUUAAUCCUGAAGAGAAACCAGCACCAGUUGUCUUGAAAGACGAUAAGAUCCCAGCAAAACCCGAAGACAAACCCAAGUCCCCCCUGGAUUCAGUUAAGCCCAGUCGUACAGUGUAUUCAGAAGAUGAAGGUGAUGAGGACUAUGUUGUUCCUAGACUCCAAGAAAAGCCAUUCCCGUCGGUUGUUUCUUCUGUUCUUGCUGGUGAUAGAUCUCCGCUUAAAGACAUCCUUAAACAAGAAACGUUGACUGAGUUAGAGGCGGAAGAAUUUGCAAGUGUCACCAAAACAAAUAUUGCAACUGUGGUCUCGAAGACUUCCGAUUUGAUUACAAGUUCAUUCACUGACGACAAACCUAAACUAACUGACUUGGAGGACGAUAAGCCCAUUGACUUGAAAGACGAUAGGGUCCAAGCUAUGCACGAGGAUAAACCCAAGUCCCCUCUGGACUCAGUUAAGUCUAGUCUCAUAGUGUAUUCAGACGAUGAAAGUGAAGAGGAAUAUGGUGAUCCUAGACCCCAAGGAAAGCUCGCUAGUCAGCUAAUUCCAUCAGCUGAUCCAUAUCUCGUUGCUGGAGAUAAAUCUCCUCUUAAACCUGGAGAGAAAUCAGCACCAGUUGUCUUGAAAGACGAUAAGAUCCCAGCUAAACCCGAAGACAAACCCAAGUCCCCUCUGGAGUCAGUAAAAAGCGAUGAGGAAUAUAGUGUUCCUAGACCCCAAGAAAAUCCCGUUAGUCAGCCAAUUCCAUCAGUUGUUUCAUCUCUCGUUGCUGGGGAUAAGUCUCCGCUUAAAACUGAAGAGAAACCAGCAUCAGCUGACUUGAAAGAAGAUAAGAUCCCAGCUAAACCCGAAGACAAACCCAAGUCCCCUCUGGAUUCAGUUAAGCCCAGUCCUACGAUGCAUUCAGAUGAUGAAAGCGAUGAAGAAUUUGGUGAGCGUAUACCCCAAGAACAGCCACUCCCUUCGUUUGUUCCUUCUGUAGUUUCUGGAGAUAAAUCUCCUCUUAAAGACAUCCCUAAACUAGAAACGGUGACUGUAUCCAAGGCAGAAGAAUUUGCAAGCUAUACUAAAACAAAUAUUGCCACUGUGGUCUCGAAGACUUCCGAUUUGAUUACAAGUUCAUUCACUGACGACAAACCCAAACUAACUGACUUGGAGGACGAUAAGCCCAUUGACUUGAAAGGCGAUAGGGUCCAAGCUAUGCACGAGGAUAAACCCAAGUCCCCUCUGGACUCAGUUAAGUCUAGUCUCAUAGUGUAUUCAGACGAUGAAAGUGAUGAAGAAUUUGUUGUUCCUAGACCCCAAGAAAAGCCCGCUAGUCAGCACAUUCCAUCAGUUGUUCCAUCUUUCGUUACUGGAGAUAAAUCUCCGCAUCAACUUGAAGAGAAACCAGCACCAGUUGUCUUGAAAGACGAUAAGAUCCCACCUAAGCCCGAUGACAAACCCAAGUCCCCUCUGGACUCAGUAAAACCCAGUCGUACAGUGUAUUCAGAAGAUGAAGGUGAUGAGGAGUAUGUUGUUCCUAGACUCCAAGAAAAGCCAUUCCCGUCGGUUGUUUCUUCUGUUCUUGCUGGUGAUAGAUCUCCGCUUAAAGACAUCCUUAAACAAGAAACGUUGACUGAGUUCAAGGCAGAAGAAUUUGCAAGUGUCACCAAAACAACUAUUGCAACUGUGGUCUCGAAGACUUCCGAUUUGAUUACAAGUUCAUUCACUGACGACAAACCUAAACUAACUGACUUGGAGGACGAUAAGCCCAUUGACUUGAAAGACGAUAGGGUCCAAGCUAAGCACGAGGAUACACCCAAGUCCGCUCUUGACUCAGUUAAGUCUAGUCUCAUAGUGUAUUCAGACGAUGAAAGUGAUGAAGAAUAUGGUGUUCCUAGACCCCAAGAAAAGCCCGCUAGUCAGCCAAUUCCAUCAGUUGUUCCAUCUCUCAUUGCUGGAGAUAAAUCUCCGCUUAAAACUGAAGAGAAACCAGCAUCAGCUGACUCGAAAGAAGAUAAGAUCCCAGCUAAAGCCGAAGACAAACCCAAGUCCCCUCUGGAUUCAGUUAAGCCCAGUCCUACGAUGUAUUCAGAUGAUGAAAGCGAUGAAGAAUUUGGUGAACGUAUACCCCAAGAACAGCCACUCCCUUCGUUUGUUCCUUCUGUAGUUUCUGGAGAUAAAUCUCCUCUUAAAGACAUCCUUCAACUAGAAACGGUGACUGAGUUCAAGGCAGAAGAAUUUGCAAGUUCUACUAAAAAGAAUAUUGCCACUGCGGUCUCGAAGACUUCCGAUUUGAUUACAAGUUCAUUCAGUGACGACAAACCCAAAUUAACUGUCCAAGUCAGACCCCAAGAAAAGCCACUCCCUUCGUUUGUUUCUUCUGUAGUUUCUGGUGAUAAAUCUCCUCUUAAAGACAUCCUUAAACUAGAAACGGUGACUGUAUUCAAGGCAGAAGAAUUUGCAAGCUAUACUAAAACAAAUAUUGCCACUGUGGUCUCGAAGACUUCCGAUUUGAUUACAAGUUCAUUCACUGACGACAAACCCAAACUAACUGACUUGGAGGACGAUAAGCCCAUUGACUUGAAAGACGAUAGGGUCCAAGCUAUGCACGAGGAUAAACCCAAGUCCCCUCUGGACUCAGUUAAGUCUAGUCUCAUAGUGUAUUUAGACGAUGAAAGUGAAGAGGAAUAUGGUGAUCCUAGACCCCAAGGAAAGCUCGCUAGUCAGCUAAUUCCAUCAGCUGAUCCAUAUCUCGUUGCUGGAGAUAAAUCUCCUCUUAAACCUGGAGAGAAAUCAGCACCAGCUGUCUUGAAAGACGAUAAGAUCCCAGCUAAACCCGAAGACAAACCCAAGUCCCCUCUGGAGUCAGUAAAAAGCGAUGAGGAAUAUAGUGUUCCUAGACCCCAAGAAAAUCCCGUUAGUCAGCCAAUUCCAUCAGUUGUUUCAUCUCUCGUUGCUGGGGAUAAGUCUCCGCUUAAAACUGAAGAGAAACCAGCAUCAGCUGACUUGAAAGAAGAUAAGAUCCCAGCUAAACCCGAAGACAAACCCAAGUCCCCUCUGGAUUCAGUUAAGCCCAGUCCUACGAUGCAUUCAGAUGAUGAAAGCGAUGAAGAAUUUGGUGAGCGUAUACCCCAAGAACAGCCACUCCCUUCGUUUGUUCCUUCUGUAGUUUCUGGAGAUAAAUCUCCUCUUAAAGACAUCCCUAAACUAGGAACGGUGACUGUGUCCAAGGCAGAAGAAUUUGCAAGCUAUACUAAAACAAAUAUUGCCACUGUGGUCUCGAAGACUUCCGAUUUGAUUACAAGUUCAUGUACUGACGAAAAACCUAAACUAACUGACUUGGAGGACGAUAAGCCCAUUGACUUGAAAGACGAUAGGGUCCAAGCUAAGCACGAGGAUAAACCCAAGUCCCCUCUUGACGCAGUUAAGUCUAGUCUCAUAGUGUAUUCAGACGAUGAAAGUGACGAGGAAUAUGGUUUUCCUAGACCCCAAGAAAAGCCCGCUUGUCAGCCAAUUCCAUCAGUUGUUCCAUCUCUCGUUGCUUUAGAUAAAUCUCCUCUUAAACCUGAAGAGAAACCAGCACCAGUUGUCAUAAAGGACGAUAAGAUCCCAGCUAAACCCGAAGACAAACCCAAGUCCCUUCUAAAUUCAGUUAAGCCCAGUCCUACGAUGUAUUCAGAUGAUGAAAGUGAUGAAGAAUUUGGUGAACGUAUUCCCCAAGAACAGCCACUCCCUUCGUUUGUUUCUUCUGUAGUUUCUGGAGAUAAAUCUCCUCUUAAAGACAUUCUUAAACUAGAAACGGUGACUGAUUUCAAGGCUGAAGAAUUUGCAAGUUCCACUAAAACAAAUAUUGCCACUGUGGUCUCGAAGACUUCCGAUUUGAUUACAAGUUCAUUCACUGACGACAAACCUAAACUAACUGACUUGGAGGACGAUAAGCCCAUUGACUUGAAAGACAAUAGGGUCCAAGCUAAGCACGAGGAUAAACCCAAGUCCCCUCUUGGCUCAGUUAAGUCUAGUCUCAUAGUGUAUUCAGACGAUGAAAGUGAAGAGGAAUAUGGUGAUCCUAGACCCCAAGGAAAGCCCGCUAGUCAGCCAAUUCCAUCAGCUGAUCCAUAUCUCGUUGCUGGAGAUAAAUCUCCGCUUAAACCUGAAGAGAAACCAGCACCAGUUGUCUUAAAAGACGAUAAGAUCCCAGCUAAGCCCGAAGACAAACCCAAGUCCCCUCUGGACUCAGUAAAAAGCGAUGAGGAAUACGGGGUUCCUAGACCCCAAGAAAAGCCCGCUAGUCAGCCAAUUCCAUCAGUUGUUCCAACUCUCGUUGCUAUAGAUAAAUCUCCGCUUAAACCUGAAGAGAAACCAGCAUCAGCUGUCUUGAAAGACGAUAAGAUCCCAGCUAAACCCGAAGACAAACCCAAGUCCCCUCUGGACUCAGUAAAAAGCGAUGAGGAAUAUGGUGUUCCUAGACCCCAAGAAAAGCCCGCUAGUCAGCCAAUUCCAUCAGUUGUUCCAUCUCUCGUUGCUGGAGAUAAAUCUCCGCUUAAAACUGAAGAGAAACCAGCAUCAGCUGACUUGAAAGAAGAUAAGAUCCCAGCUAAAGCCGAAGACAAACCCAAGUCCCCUCUGGAUUCAGUUAUGCCCAGUCCAACGACGUAUUCAGAUGAUGAAAGCGAUGAAGAAUUUGGUGAACGUAUACCCCAAGAACAGCCACUCCCUUCGUUUGUUUCUUCUGUAGUUUCUGGAGAUAAAUCUCCUCUUAAAGACAUUCUUAAACUAGAAACGGUGACUGAUUUCAAGGCAGAAGAAUUUGCAAGUUCCACUAAAACAAAUAUUGCCACUGUGGUCUCGAAGACUUCCGAUUUGAUUACAAGUUCAUUCACUGACGACAAACCUAAACUAACUGACUUGGAGGACGAUAAGCCCAUUGACUUGAAAGACGAUAGGGUCCAAGCUAUGCACGAGGAUAAACCCAAGUCCCCUCUGGACUCAGUAAAAAGCGAUGAGGAAUAUGGGGUUCCAAGACCCCAAGAAAAGCCCGCUAGUCAGCCAAUUCCAUCAGUUGUUCCAACUCUCGUUGCUUUAGAUAAAUCUUCGCUUAAACCUGAAGAGAAACCAGCAUCAGCUGUCUUGAAAGAAGAUAAGAUCUCAGCAAAACCCGAAGACAAACCCAAGUCCCCUCUGGACUCUGUAAAAAGCGAUGAGGAAUAUGGUGUUCCUAGACCCCAAGAAAAGCCUGCUAGUCAGCCAAUUCCAUCAGUUGUUCCAUCUCUCGUUGCUGGAGAUAAAUCUCCGCUUAAAACUGAAGAGAAACCAGCAUCAGCUGACUUGAAAGAAGAUAAGAUCCCAGCAAAACCCGAAGACAAACCCAAGUCCCCUCUGGACUCAAUAAAAAGCGAUGAGGAAUAUGGUGUUCCUAGACCCCAAGAAAAGCCUGCUAGUCAGCCAAUUCCAUCAGUUGUUCCAUCUCUCGUUGCUGGAGAUAAAUCUUCGCUUAAAACUGAAGAGAAACCAGCAUUAGCUGACUUGAAAGACGAUAAGAUCCCAGCUAAACCCGAAGACAAACCCAAGUCCCCUCUGGACUCCGUAAUAAGCGAUGAGGAAUAUGGUGUUCCUAGACUCCAAGAAAAGCCCGCUAGUCAGCCAAUUCCAUCAGUUGUUCCAUCUCUCGUUGCUGGAUAUAAAUCUCCGCUUAAAACUGAAGAGAAACCAGCAUCAGCUGACUUGAAAGAAGAUAAGAUCCCAGCUAAAGCCGAAGACAAACCCAAGUCCCCUCUGGAUUCAGUUAAGCCCAGUCCAACGACGUAUUCAGAUGAUGAAAGCGAUGAAGAAUUUGGUGAGCGUAUACCCCAAGAACAGCCACUCCCUUCGUUUGUUCCUUCUGUAGUUUCUGGAGAUAAAUCUCCUCUUAAAGACAUCCCUAAACUAGAAACGGUGACUGUGUCCAAGGCAGAAGAAUUUGCAAGUUCCACUAAAACAAAUAUUGCCACUGUGGUCUCGAAGACUUCCGAUUUGAUUACAAGUUCAUUCACUGACGACAAACCUAAACUAACUGACUUGGAGGACGAUAAGCCCAUUGACUUGAAAGACGAUAGGGUCCAAGCUAAGCACGAGGAUACACCCAAGUCCUCUCUUGACUCAGUUAAGUCUAGUCUCAUAGUUUAUUCAGAUGAUGUAAGUGAUGAGGAAUAUGGUGUUCCUAGACCCCAAGAAAAGCCCGCUAAUCAGCCAAUUCCAUCAGCUGAUCCAUAUCUCGUUGCUGGAGAUAAAUCUCCGCUUAAACCUGAAGAGAAACCAGCACCAGUUGUCUUGAAAGACGAUAAGAUCCCAGCUAAGCCCGAAGACAAACCCAAGUCCCCUCUGGACUCAGUAAAAAGCGAUGAGGAAUACGGGGUUCCUAGACCCCAAGAAAAGCCCGCUAGUCAGCCAAUUCCAUCAGUUGUUCCAUCUCUCGUUGCUUUAGAUAAAUCUCCUCUUAAACCUGAGGAGAAACCAGCACCAGUUGUCUUGAAAGACGAUAAGAUCCCAGCAAAACCCGAAGACAAACUCAAGUCCCCUCUGGACUCAGUAAUAAGCGAUGAGGAAUAUGGUGUUCCUACACCCCAAGAAAAGCCCGCUAGUCAGCCAAUUCCAUCAGUUGUUCCAUCUCUCGUUGCUGGAGAUAAAUCUCCGCUUAAAACUGAAGAGAAACCAGCACCAGUUGUCUUGAAAGACGAUAAGAUCCCAGCUAAACCUGAAGACAAACCCAAGUCCCCUCUGGACUCAGUAAUAAGCGAUGAGGAAUAUGGUGUUCCUAGACUCCAAGAAAAGCCCGCUAGUCAGCCAAUUCCAUCAGUUGUUCCAUCUCUCGUUGCUGGAUAUAAAUCUCCGCUUAAAACUGAAGAGAAACCAGCACCAGUUGUCUUGAAAGACGAUAAGAUCCCAGCAAAACCCGAAGACAAACCCAAGUCCCCUCUGGAUUCAGUUAAGCCCAGUCGUACAGUGUAUUCAGAAGAUGAAGGUGAUGAGGACUAUGUUGUUCCUAGACUCCAAGAAAAGCCAUUCCCGUCGGUUGUUUCUUCUGUUCUUGCUGGUGAUAGAUCUCCGCUUAAAGACAUCCUUAAACAAGAAACGUUGACUGAGUUCAAGGCAGAAGAAUUUGCAAGUGUCACCAAAACAACAAUUGCCACCGUUGUCUCAAAGACUUCCGAUUUGAUCCCAAGUUCAUUCACUGACGACAAACCUAAGCUAACUGACUUGAAGGGCGAUAAGCCCAUUGACUUGAAAGACGAUAAGGUCCCAGCUAAACACCAGGAUAAACCCAAGUCCCCUCUUGACUCAGUUAAGUCUAGUCUCAUAGUGUAUUCAGACGAUGAAAGUGAUGAAGAAUAUGGUGUUCCUAGACCCCAAGAAAAGCCCGCUAGUCAGCCAAUUCCAUCAGCUGAUCCAUAUCUCGUUGCUGGAGAUAAAUCUUCGCUUAAACCUGAAGAGAAACCAGCACCAGUUGUCUUGAAAGACGAUAAGAUCCCAGCAAAACCCGAAGACAAACCCAAGUCCCCCCUGGAUUCAGUUAAGCCCAGUCGUACAGUGUAUUCAGAAGAUGAAGGUGAUGAGGACUAUGUUGUUCCUAGACUCCAAGAAAAGCCAUUCCCGUCGGUUGUUUCUUCUGUUCUUGCUGGUGAUAGAUCUCCGCUUAAAAACAUCCUUAAACAAGAAACGUUGACUGAGUUAGAGGCAGAAGAAUUUGCAAGUGUCACCAAAACAACUAUUGCAACUGUGGUCUCGAAGACUUCCGAUUUGAUUACAAGUUCAUUCACUGACGACAAACCUAAACUAACUGACUUGGAGGACGAUAAGCCCAUUGACUUGAAAGACGAUAGGGUCCAAGCUAAGCACGAGGAUACACCCAAGUCCUCUCUUGACUCAGUUAAGUCUAGUCUCAUAGUGUAUUCAGAUGAUGAAAGUGAUGAGGAAUAUGGUGUUCCUAGACCCCAGGAAAAGCCCGCUAAUCAGCCAAUUCCAUCAGCUGAUCCAUAUCUCGUUGCUGGAGAUAAAUCUCCGCUUAAACCUGAAGAAAAACCAGCACCAGUUGUCUUGAAAGACGAUAAGAUCCCAGCUAAACCCGAAGACAAACCCAAGUCCCCUCUGGACUCAGUAAUAAGCGAAGAGGAAUAUGGAGUUCCUAGACCCCAAGAAAAGCCCGCUAGUCAGCCAAUUCCAUCAGUUGUUCCAUCUCUCGUUGCUUUAGAUAAAUCUCCUCUUAAACCUGAAGAGAAAUCGGCACCAGUUGUCUUAAAAGACGAUAAGAUCCCAGCUAAACCCGAAGACAAACCCAGUUCCCCUCUGGAUUCAGUUAAGCCCAGUCGCACAGUGUAUUCAGACGAUGAAAGCGAUGAGGAAUAUGGAGUUCCUAGACCCCAAGAAAAGCCCGCUAGUCAGCCAAUUCCAUCAGUUGUUCCAUCUCUCGUUGCUUUAGAUAAAUCUCCGCUUAAACCUGAAGAGAAACCAGCACCAGUUGUCUUGAAAGACGAUACGAUCCCAGCAAAACCCGAAGACAAACCCAGGUCCACUCUGGAUUCAGUUAAGCCCAGUGGUACAGUGUAUUCAGACGAUGAAAGCGAUGAGGAAUGUGGUGUUCCUAGACCCCAAGAAAAGCCCGCUAGUCAGCCAAUUCCAUCAGUUGUUCCAUCUAUCGUUGCUGGAGAUAAAUCUCCGCUUAAAACUGAAGAGAAACCAGCAUCAGCUGACUUGAAAGACGGUAAGAUCCCAGCAAAACCCGAAGACAAACCCAAUUUCCCUCUGGACACAGUAAAAAGCGAUGACGAAUAUGGUGUUUAUAGACCCCAAGAAAUGCCCGCUAGUCAGCCAAUUCCAUCAGUUGUUCUAGCUCUCGUUGCUGGAGAUAAAUCUCCGCUUAAAACUGAAAAGAAACCAGCAUCAGCUGACUUGAAAAAAGAUAAGAUCCCAGCUAAACCCGAAGACAAACCCAAGUCUCCUGUGGACUCAGUAAAAAGCGAUGAGGAAUAUGGUGUUUCUAGACCCCAAGAAAAACCCGCUAGUCAGCCAAUUCCAUCAGUAGUUCCAUCUCUCAUUGCUGGAGAUAAAUCUCCGCUUAAAACUGAAGAGAAACCAGCAUCAUCUGACUUGAAAGAAGAUAAGAUCCCAGCUAAAGCCGAAGUCAAACCCAAGUCCCCUCUGGAUUCAGUUAAGCCCAGUCCUACGAUGUAUUCAGAUGAUGAAAGCGAUGAAGAAUUUGGUGAACAUAUACCCCUAGAACAGCCAUUCCCCUCGUUUGUUUCUUCAGUAGUUUCUGGAGAUAAAUCUCCUCUUAAAGACAUCCUCAAACUAGAAACGGUGACUGAGUCCAAGGCAGAAGAACUUGCAAGUUCUACUAAAUCAAAUAUGGCCACUGUGGUCUCGAAGACUUCCGAUUUGAUUACAAGUUCAUUCACUGACGACAAACAUAAACUAACUGACUUUGAGGACGAUAAGCCCAUUGACUUGAAAGACGAUAGGGUCCAAGCUAAGCACGAGGAAAAACCCAAGUCCUCUCUUGACUCAGUUAAGUCUAGUUUCAUAGUGUAUUCAGACGAUGAAAGCGAUGAGGAAUAUGGUGUUCUUAGACCCCAAGAAAAGCCCGCUAGUCAGCCAAUUCCAUCAGUUGUUCCAUCUCUCGUUGCUUUAGAUAAAUCUCCUCUUAAACCUGAAGAGAAACCAGCACCAGUUGUCUUAAAAGACGAUAAGAUCCCAGCUAAACCCGAAGACAAACCCAAGUCCCCCCUGGACUCAGUAAAAAGCGAUGAGGAAUAUGAUGUUCUUAGACCCCAAGAAAAGCCCGCUAGUCAGCCAAUUCCAUCAGUUGUUCCAUCUGUCGUUGCUUUAGAUAAAUCUCUUAAACCUGAAAAGAAACCAGCACCAGUUGUCUUUAAAGACGAUAAGAUCCCAGCUAAACCCGAAGACAAACCCAAGUCCCCUCUGGACUCAGCAAAAAGCGAUGAGGAAUAUGGUGUUCCUACACCCCAAGAAAAGCCCGCUAGUCAGCCAGUUCCAUCAGCUGAUCCAUAUAUCGUUGCUGGAGAUAAAUCUCCGCUUAAGUCUGAGGAGAACCCGGCACCAGUUGUCUUGAAAGACGAUAAGAUCUCAGCAAAAUCCGAAGUUUAUCGCAAGUCCCCUCUGGACUCAGUAAAGGUCAGUCGUACUGUGUAUUCAGACGAUGAAAGCGAUGAGGAAUAUGGUGUUGCUACACCCCAAGAAAAGCCCGCUAGUCCGCCAAUUCCAUCAGUUGUUCCAUCUCUCGUUGCUUUAGAAACAUCUCCUUCUAAACCCGAAGAGAAAUCAGCACCAGUUGUCUUGAAAGACGACAAGAUCCCAGCUAAACCCGAAGACAAACCCAAGUCCCCUCUGGAUUCAGUUAAGCCCAGUCCUACGAUGUAUUCAGAUGAUGAAAGCGAUGAAGAAUUUGGUGAACGUAUACCCCAAGAACAGCCACUCCCUUCGUUUGUUUCUUCUGUAGUUUCUGGAGAUAAAUCUCCUCUUAAAGACAUCCUUAAACUAGAAACGGUGACUGUGUCCAAGGCAGAAGAAUUUGCAAGCUAUACUAAAACAAAUAUUGCCACUGUGGUCUCGAAGACUUCCGAUUUGAUUACAAGUUCAUUCACUGACGACAAACCCAAACUAACUGACUUGGAGGACGAUAAGCCCAUUGACUUGAAAGACGAUAGGGUCCAAGCUAAGCACGGUGAUAAACCCAAGUCCCCUCUGGACUCAGUUAAGUCUAGUCUCAUAGUGUAUUCAGACGAUGAAAGUGAAGAGGAAUAUGGUGAUCCUAGACCCCAAGGAAAGCUCGCUAGUCAGCCAAUUCCAUCAGCUGAUCCAUAUCUCGUUGCUGGAGAUAAAUCUCCUCUUAAACCUGGAGAGAAACCAGCACCAGUUGUCUUGAAAGACGAUAAGAUCCCAGCUAAACCCGAAGACAAACCCAAGUCCCUUCUGGAUUCAGUUAAGCCCAGUCCUACGAUGUAUUCAGAUGAUGAAAGUGAUGAAGAAUUUGGUGAACGUAUUCCCCAAGAACAGCCACUCCCUUCGUUUGUUCCUUCUGUAGAUCCUGGAGAUAAAUCUCCUCUUAAAGACAUCCUUAAACUAAAAACGGUGACUGAGUUCAAGGCUGAAGAAUUUGCAGGUUUUACUAAAACAAAUAUUGCCACUGUGGUCUCGAAGACUUCCGAUUUGAUUACAAGUUCAUUCACUGACGACAAACCCAAACUAACUGACUUGGAGGACGAUAAGCCCAUUGACUUGAAAGACGAUAGGGUCCAAGCUAAGCACGAGGAUAAACCCAAGUCCCCUCUAGACUCAGUUAAGUCUAGUCUCAUAGUGUAUUCAGACGAUGAAAGUGAAGAGGAAUAUGGUGAUCCUAGACCCCAAGGAAAGCCCGCUAGUCAGCCAAUUCCAUCAGUUGUUCCAUCUCUCGUUGCUUUAGAUAAAUCUCCUCUUAAACCUGAAGAGAAACCAGCACCAGUUGUCUUAAAAGACGAUAAGAUCCCAGCUAAACCCGAAGACAAACCCAAGUCCCCCCUGGACUCAGUAAAAAGCGAUGAGGAAUAUGAUGUUCUUAGACCCCAAGAAAAGCCCGCUAGUCAGCCAAUUCCAUCAGUUGUUCCAUCUGUCGUUGCUUUAGAUAAAUCUCUUAAACCUGAAAAGAAACCAGCACCAGUUGUCUUUAAAGACGAUAAGAUCCCAGCUAAACCCGAAGACAAACCCAAGUCCCCUCUGGACUCAGCAAAAAGCGAUGAGGAAUAUGGUGUUCCUACACCCCAAGAAAAGCCCGCUAGUCAGCCAGUUCCAUCAGCUGAUCCAUAUAUCGUUGCUGGAGAUAAAUCUCCGCUUAAGUCUGAGGAGAACCCGGCACCAGUUGUCUUGAAAGACGAUAAGAUCUCAGCAAAAUCCGAAGUUUAUCGCAAGUCCCCUCUGGACUCAGUAAAGGUCAGUCGUACUGUGUAUUCAGACGAUGAAAGCGAUGAGGAAUAUGGUGUUGCUACACCCCAAGAAAAGCCCGCUAGUCCGCCAAUUCCAUCAGUUGUUCCAUCUCUCGUUGCUUUAGAAACAUCUCCUUCUAAACCCGAAGAGAAAUCAGCACCAGUUGUCUUGAAAGACGACAAGAUCCCAGCUAAACCCGAAGACAAACCCAAGUCCCCUCUGGAUUCAGUUAAGCCCAGUCCUACGAUGUAUUCAGAUGAUGAAAGCGAUGAAGAAUUUGGUGAACGUAUACCCCAAGAACAGCCACUCCCUUCGUUUGUUUCUUCUGUAGUUUCUGGAGAUAAAUCUCCUCUUAAAGACAUCCUUAAACUAGAAACGGUGACUGUGUCCAAGGCAGAAGAAUUUGCAAGCUAUACUAAAACAAAUAUUGCCACUGUGGUCUCGAAGACUUCCGAUUUGAUUACAAGUUCAUUCACUGACGACAAACCCAAACUAACUGACUUGGAGGACGAUAAGCCCAUUGACUUGAAAGACGAUAGGGUCCAAGCUAAGCACGGUGAUAAACCCAAGUCCCCUCUGGACUCAGUUAAGUCUAGUCUCAUAGUGUAUUCAGACGAUGAAAGUGAAGAGGAAUAUGGUGAUCCUAGACCCCAAGGAAAGCUCGCUAGUCAGCCAAUUCCAUCAGCUGAUCCAUAUCUCGUUGCUGGAGAUAAAUCUCCUCUUAAACCUGGAGAGAAACCAGCACCAGUUGUCUUGAAAGACGAUAAGAUCCCAGCUAAACCCGAAGACAAACCCAAGUCCCUUCUGGAUUCAGUUAAGCCCAGUCCUACGAUGUAUUCAGAUGAUGAAAGUGAUGAAGAAUUUGGUGAACGUAUUCCCCAAGAACAGCCACUCCCUUCGUUUGUUCCUUCUGUAGAUCCUGGAGAUAAAUCUCCUCUUAAAGACAUCCUUAAACUAAAAACGGUGACUGAGUUCAAGGCUGAAGAAUUUGCAGGUUUUACUAAAACAAAUAUUGCCACUGUGGUCUCGAAGACUUCCGAUUUGAUUACAAGUUCAUUCACUGACGACAAACCCAAACUAACUGACUUGGAGGACGAUAAGCCCAUUGACUUGAAAGACGAUAGGGUCCAAGCUAAGCACGAGGAUAAACCCAAGUCCCCUCUAGACUCAGUUAAGUCUAGUCUCAUAGUGUAUUCAGACGAUGAAAGUGAAGAGGAAUAUGGUGAUCCUAGACCCCAAGGAAAGCCCGCUAGUCAGCCAAUACCAUCAGCUGAUCCAUAUCUCGUUGCUGGAGAUAAAUCUCCGCUUAAACCUGAAGAAAAACCAGCACCAGUUGUCUUGAAAGACGAUAAGAUCCCCGCAAAAUCCGAAGACAAACCCAGGUCCCCUCUGGAUUCAGUUAAGCCCAGUCGUACAGUGUAUUCAGACGAUGAAAGCGAUGAGGAAUAUGGAGUUCCUAGACCCCAAGAAAAGCCCGCUAGUUUGCCAAUUCCAUCAGUUGUUCCAUCUCUCGUUGCUUUAGAUAAAUCUCCUCUUAAACCAGAAGAGAAAUCAGCGCCAGUUGUCUUAAAAGACGAUAAGAUCCCAGCUAAAUCCGAAGACACACCCAGGUCCCCUCUGGAUUCAGUUAAGCCCAGUCGUACAGUGUAUUCAGACGAUGAAAACGAUGAGGAAUAUGGAGUUUCUAGACCCCAAGAAAAGCCCGCUAGUCAGCCAAUUCCAUCAGUUGUUCCAUCUCUCGUUGCUUUAGAUAAAUCUCCUCUUAAACCUGAAGAGAUAUCAGCACCAGUUGUCUUGAAAGACGACAAGAUCCCAGCUAAACCCGAAGACAAACCCAAGUCCCCUCUGGAUUCAGCUAAGCCCAGUCGUACAGUGUAUUCAGACGAUGAAAGCGAUGAGGAAUAUGGAGUUCCUAGACCCCAAGAAAAGCCCGCUAGUCAGCCAAUUCCAUCAGCUGUUCCAUCUCUCGUUGCUUUAGAUAAAUCUCCUCUUAAGCCGGAAGAGAAAUCAGCACCAGUUGUCUUAAAAGACGAUAAGAUCCCAGCUAAGCCCGAAGACAAACCCAAGUCCCCUCUGUACUCAGUAAAAAGCGAUGAGGAAUAUGGUGUUCCUAGACCCCAAGAAAAGCCCGCUAGUCAGCCAAUUCCAUCAGUUGUUCCAUCUAUCGUUGCUGGAGAUAAAUCUCCGCUUAAAACUGAAGAGAAACCAGCAUCAGCUGACUUGAAAGACGGUAAGAUCCCAGCGAAACCCGAAGACAAACCCAAGUUCCCUCUGGAUUCAGUAAAGCCCAGUCGUACAGUGUAUUCAGACGAUGAAAGCGAUGAGGAAUAUGGUGUUCCUAGACCCCAAGAAAAGCCCGCUAGUCAGCCAAUUCCAUCAGUUGUUCCAUCUCUCGUUGCUUUAGAAAAAUCUCCUCUUAAACCUGAAGAGAAAUCAGCACCAGUUGUCUUGAAAGACGACAAGAUCCCAGCUAAACCCGAAGACAAACCCAAGUCCCCUCUGGAUUCAGUAAAGCCCAGUCCUGCGAUGUAUUCAGAUGAUGAAAGCGAUGAAGAAUUUGGUGAUCGUAGACCCCAAGAAAAGCCACUACCUGCGUUUGUUUCUUCUGUAGUUUCUGGAGAUAAAUCUCCUCUUAAAGAUAUCCUUAAACUAGAAACGGUGACUGUGUCCAAGGCAGAAGAAUUUGCAAGCUAUACUAAAACAAAUAUUGCCACUGUGGUCUCGAAGACUUCCGAUUUGAUUACAAGUUCAUUCACUGACGACAAACCCAAACUAACUGACUUGGAGGACGAUAAGCCCAUUGACUUGAAAGACGAUAGGGUCCAAGCUAAGCACGGUGAUAAACCCAAGUCCCCUCUUGACUCAGUUAAGUCUAGUCUCAUAGUGUAUUCAGAUGAUGAAAGUGACGAGGAAUAUGGUUUUCCUAGACCCCAAGAAAAGCCCGCUUGUCAGCCAAUUCCAUCAGUUGUUCCAUCUCUCGUUGCUUUAGAUAAAUCUCCUCUUAAACCUGAAAAGAAACCAGCACCAGUUGUCAUAAAGGACGAUAAGAUCCCAGCUAAACCCGAAGACAAACCCAAGUCCCUUCUGGAUUCAGUUAAGCCCAGUCCUACGAUGUAUUCAGAUGAUGAAAGUGAUGAAGAAUUUGGUGAACGUAUUCCCCAAGAACAGCCACUCCCUUCGUUUGUUCCUUCUGUAGUUCCUGGAGAUAAAUCUCCUCUUAAAGACAUCCUUAAACUAAAAACGGUGACUGAGUUCAAGGCUGAAGAAUUUGCAAGUUUUACUAAAACAAAUAUUGCCACUGUGGUCUCGAAGACUUCCGAUUUGAUUACAAGUUCAUUCACUGACGACAAACCCAAACUAACUGACUUGGAGGACGAUAAGCCCAUUGACUUGAAAGACGAUAGGGUCCAAGCUAAGCACGAGGAUAAACCCAAGUCCCCUCUGGACUCAGUUAAGCCUAGUCUCACAGUGUAUUCAGACGAUGAAAGCGAUGAGGAAUAUGGAGUUCCUAGACCACAAGAAAAUCCCGCUAGUCAGCCAAUUCAAUCAGCUGAUCCAUAUCUCGUUGCUGGAGAUAAAUCUCCGCUUAAACCUGAAGAAAAACCAGCACCAGUUGCCUUAAAAGACGAUAAGAUCCCAGCUAAACCCGAAGACAAACCCAAGUCCCCUCUGGAUUCAGUUAAGCCCAGUCGUACAGUGUAUUCAGACGAUGAAAGCGAUGAGGAAUAUGGAGUUCCUAGACCCCAAGAAAAGCCCGCUAGUCAGCCAAUUCCAUCAGUUGUUCCAUCUCUCGUUGCUUUAGAUAAAUCUCCUCUUAAACCUGAAGAGAAAUCGGCACCAGUUGUCUUAAAAGACGAUAAGAUCCCAGCUAAACCCGAAGACAAACCCAGUUCCCCUCUGGAUUCAGUUAAGCCCAGUCGUACAGUGUAUUCAGACGAUGAAAGCGAUGAGGAAUAUGGAGUUCCUAGAGCCCAAGAAAAGCCCGCUAGUCAGCCAAUUCCAUCAGUUGUUCCAUCUCUCGUUGCUUUAGAUAAAUCUCCUCUUAAACCGGAAGAGAAAUCAGCACCAGUUGUCUUAAAAGACGAUACGAUCCCAGCUAAACCCGAAGACAAACCCAGGUCCCCUCUGGAUUCAGUUAAGCCCAGUCGUACAGUGUAUUCAGACGAUGAAAGCGAUGAGAAAUAUGGAGUUCCUAGACCCCAAGAAAAGCCCGCUAGUCAGCCAAUUCCAUCAGUUGUUCCGUCUCUCGUUGCUUUAGAUAAAUCUACUCUUAAACCUGAAGAGAAAUCGGCACCAGUUGUCUUAAAAGACGAUAAGAUCCCAGCUAAACCCGAAGACAAACCCAGGUCCCCUCUGGAUUCAGUUAAGCCCAGUCGCACAGUGUAUGCAGACGAUGAAAGCGAUGAGGAAUAUGGAGUUCCUAGACCCCAAGAAAAGCCCGCAAGUCAGCCAAUUCCAUCAGUUGUUCCAUCUCUCGUUGCUUUAGAUAAAUCUCCUCUUAAGCCGGAAGAGAAAUCAGCACAAGUUGCCUUAAAAGACGAUAAGAUCCCAGCUAAGCCCAAAGACAAACCCAAGUCCCCUCUGGACUCAGUAAAAAGCGAUGAGGAAUAUGGUGAUCCUAGACCCCAAGGAAAGCCCGCUAGUCAGCCAAUUCCAUCAGCUGAUCCAUAUCUCGUUGCUGGAGAUAAAUCUUCGCUUAAACCUGAAGAAAAACCAGCACCAGUUGUCUUGAAAGACGAUAAGAUCCCCGCAAAAUCCGAAGACAAAGCCAGGUCCCCUCUGGAUCCAGUUAAGCCCAGUCGUACAGUGUAUUCAGACGAUGAAAGCGAUGAGGAAUAUGGAGUUCCUAGACCCCAAGAAAAGCCCGCUAGUCAGCCAAUUCCAUCAGUUGUUCCAUCUCUCGUUGCUUUAGAUAAAUCUCCUCUUAAACCUAAAGAGAAAUCGGCACCAGCUGUCUUAAAAGACGAUAAGAUCCCAGCUAAACCCGAAGACAAAUCCAGUUCCCCUCUGGAUUCAGUUAAGCCCAGUCGCACAGUGUAUUCAGACGAUGAAAGCGAUGAGGAAUAUGGAGUUCCUAGACCCCAAGAAAAGCCCGCUAGUCAGCCAAUUCCAUCAGUUGUUCCAUCUCUCGUUGCUUUAGAUAAAUCUCCUCUUAAACCGGAAGAGAAAUCAGCACCAGUUACCUUAAAAGACGAUAAGAUCCCAGCUAAACCCGAAGACAAACCCAAGUCCCCUCUGGACUCAGUAAAAAGUGAUGAGGAAUAUGGUGUUCCUAGACCCCAAGAAAAGCUCGCUAGUCAGCCAAUUCCAUCAGUUGUUCCAUCUAUCGUUGCUGGAGAUAAAUCUCCGCUUAAAACUGAAGAGAAACCAGCAUCAACUGACUUGAAAGACGGUAAGAUCCCAGCAAAACCCGAAGACAAACCCAAGUCCCCUCUGGAUUCAGUUAAGCCCAGUCGUACAGUGUAUUCAGACGAUGAAAGCGAUGAGGAAUAUGGAGUUCCUAGACCCCAAGAAAAGCCCGCUAGUCAGCCAAUUCCAUCAGUUGUUCCAUCUCUCGUUGCUUUAGAAAAAUCUCCUCUUAAACCUGAAGAGAAAUCAGCACCAGUUGUCUUGAAAGACGACAAGAUCCCAGCUAAACCCGAAGACAAACCCAAGUCCCCUCUGGAUUCAGUUGAGCCCAGUCCUGCGAUGUAUUCAGAUGAUGAAAGCGAUAAAGAAUUUGGUGAUCGUAGACCCCAAGAAAAGCCACUACCUGCGUUUGUUUCUUCUGUAGUUUCUGGAGAUAAAUCUCCUCUUAAAGAUAUCCUUAAACUAGAAACGGUGACUGUGUCCAAGGCAGAAGAAUUUGCAAGCUAUACUAAAACAAAUAUUGCCACUGUGGUCUCGAAGACUUCCGAUUUGAUUACAAGUUCAUUCACUGACGACAAACCCAAACUAACUGACUUGGAGGACGAUAAGCCCAUUGACUUGAAAGACGAUAGGGUCCAAGCUAAGCACGAGGAUAAACCCAAGUCCCCUCUUGACUCACUUAACUCUAGUCUCAUAGUGUAUUCAGACGAUGAAAGCGAUGAGGAAUAUCGUGUUCCUAGACCACAAGAAAAUCCCGCUAGUCAGCCAAUUCAAUCAGCUGAUCCAUAUCUCGUUGCUGGAGAUAAAUCUCCGCUUAAACCUGAAGAAAAACCAGCACCAGUUGUCUUGAAAGACGAUAAGAUCCCCGCAAAACCCGAAGACAAACCCAGGUCCCCUCUGGAUUCAGUUAAGCCCAGUCGUACAGUGUAUUCAGACGAUGAAAGCGAUGAAGAAUAUGGAGUUCCUAGACCCCAAGAAAAGCUCGCUAGUCAGCCAAUUCCAUCAGUUGUUCCAUCUCUCGUUGCUUUAGAUAAAUCUCCUCUUAAACCUGAAGAGAAAUCGGCACCAGUUGUCUUAAAAGACGAUAAGAUCCCAGCUAAACCCGAAGACAAAUCCAGUUCCCCUCUGGAUUCAGUUAAGCCCAGUCGCACAGUGCAUUCAGACGAUGAAAGCGAUGAGGAAUAUGGAGUUCCUAGACCCCAAGAAAAGCCCGCUAGUCAGCCAAUUCCAUCAGUUGUUCCAUCUCUCGUUGCUUUAGAUAAAUCUCCUCUUAAACCUGAAGAGAAAUCGGCACCAGUUGUCCUAAAAGACGAUAAGAUCCCAGCUAAACCCGAAGACAAACCCAAGUCCCCUCUGGACUCAGUAAAAAGUGAUGAGGAAUAUGGUGUUCCUAGACCCCAAGAAAAGUUCGCUAGUCAGCCAAUUCCAUCAGUUGUUCCAUCUAUCGUUGCUGGAGAUAAAUCUCCGCUUAAAACUGAAGAGAAACCAGCAUCAGCUGACUUGAAAGACGGUAAGAUCCCAGCAAAACCCGAAGACAAACCCAAGUCCCCUCUGGAUUCAGUUAAGCCCAGUCGUACAGUGUAUUCAGACGAUGAAAGCGAUGAGGAAUAUGGAGUUCCUAGACCCCAAGAAAAGCCCGCUAGUCAGCCAAUUCCAUCAGUUGUUCCAUCUCUCGUUGCUUUAGAAAAAUCUCCUCUUAAACCUGAAAAGAAAUCAGCACCAGUUGUCUUGAAAGACGACAAGAUCCCAGCUAAACCCGAAGACAAACCCAAGUCCCCUCUGGAUUCAGUUAAGCCCAGUCCUGCGAUGUAUUCAGAUGAUGAAAGCGAUGAAGAGUUUGGUGAUCGUAGACCCCAAGAAAAGCCACUACCUGCGUUUGUUUCUUCUGUAGUUUCUGGAGAUAAAUCUCCUCUUAAAGAUAUCCUUAAACUAGAAACGGUGACUGUGUCCAAGGCAGAAGAAUUUGCAAGCUAUACUAAAACAAAUAUUGCCACUGUGGUCUCGAAGACUUCCGAUUUGAUUACAAGUUCAUUCACUGACGACAAACCUAAACUAACUGACUUGGAGGACGAUAAGCCCAUUGACUUGAAAGACGAUAGGGUCCAAGCUAAGCACGAGGAUAAACCCAAGUCCCCUCUUGACUCAGUUAAGUCUAGUCUCAUAGUGUAUUCAGACGAUGAAAGUGACGAGGAAUAUGGUUUUCCUAGACUCCAAGAAAAGCCCGCUUGUCAGCCAAUUCUAUCAGUUGUUCCAUCUCUCGUUGCUUUAAAUAAAUCUCCUCUUAAACCUGAAGAGAAACCAGCAUCAGUUGUGAUAAAAGACGAUAAGAUCCCAGCUAAACCCGAAGACAAACCCAAGUCCCUUCUGGAUUCAGUUAAGCCCAGUCCUACGAUGUAUUCAGAUGAUGAAAGUGAUGAAGAAUUUGGUGAACGUAUUCCCCAAGAACAGCCACUCCCUUCGUUUGUUCCUUCUGUAGUUCCUGGAGAUAAAUCUCCUCUUAAAGACAUCGUUAAACUAGAAACGGUGACUGUGUCCAAGGCAGAAGAAUUUGCAAGCUAUACUAAAACAAAUAUUGCCACUGUGGUCUCGAAGACUUCCGAUUUGAUUACAAGUUCAUUCACUGACGACAAAGCUAAACUAACUGACUUGGAGGACGAUAAGCCCAUUGACUUGAAAGACGAUAGGGUCCAAGCUAAGCACGAGGAUAAACCCAAGUCCCCUCUUGACUCAGUUAAGUCUAGUCUCAUAGUGUAUUCAGACGAUGAAUGUGACGAGGAAUAUGGUUUUCCUAGACUCCAAGAAAAGCCCGCUAGUCAGCCAAUUCCAUCAGCUGAUCCAUAUCUCGUUGCUGGAGAUAAAUCUCCUCUUAAACCUGAAGAGAAAUCAGCACCAGUUGUCUUGAAAGACGACAAGAUCUCAGCUAAACCCGAAGACAAACCCAAGUCCCCUCUGGAUUCAGUUAAGCCCAGUCCUGCGAUGUAUUCAGAUGAUGAAAGCGAUGAAGAGUUUGGUGAUCGUAGACCCCAAGAAAAGCCACUACCUGCGUUUGUUUCUUCUGUAGUUUCUGGAGAUAAAUCUCCUCUUAAAGAUAUCCUUAAACUAGAAACGGUGACUGUGUCCAAGGCAGAAGAAUUUGCAAGCUAUACUAAAACAAAUAUUGCCACUGUGGUCUCGAAGACUUCCGAUUUGAUUACAAGUUCAUUCACUGACGACAAACCUAAACUAACUGACUUGGAGGACGAUAAGCCCAUUGACUUGAAAGACGAUAGGGUCCAAGCUAAGCACGGGGAUAAACCCAAGUCCCCUCUUGACUCAGUUAAGUCUAGUCUCAUAGUGUAUUCAGACGAUGAAAGUGACGAGGAAUAUGGUUUUCCUAGACCCCAAGAAAAGCCCGCUUGUCAGCCAAUUCCAUCAGUUGUUCCAUCUCUCGUUGCUUUAGAUAAAUCUCCUCUUAAACCUGAAGAGAAACCAGCACCAGUUAUCAUAAAGGACGAUAAAAUCCCAGCUAAACCCGAAGACAAACCCAAGUCCCUUCUGGAUUCAGUUAAGCCCAGUCCAACGAUGUAUUCAGAUGAUGAAAGCGAUGAAGAAUUUGGCGAACGUGUACUCCAAGAACAGCCACUCCCUUCGUUUGUUUCUUCUGUAGUUUCUGGAGAUAAAUCUCCUUUUAAAGACAUCCUUGAAAUAGAAACGGUGACUGAGUUCAAGGCAGAAGAAUUUGCAAGUUCUACUAAAACAAAUAUUGCCACUGUGGUCUCGAAGACUUCCGAUUUGAUUACAAGUUCAUUCACUGACGACAAACCUAAACUAACUGACUUGGAGGACGAUAAGCCCAUAGACUUGAAAGAUGAUAGGGUCCAGGCUAAACACGAGGAUAAACCCAAGUCCCCUCUUGACUCAGUUAGGUCUAAUCUCAUAGUUUAUUCAGACGAUGAAAGCGAUAGACCACAAAAAAAUCCCGCUAGUCAUCCAAUUCCAUCAGUUGUUCCAUCUCUCGUUGCUUCAGAUAAAUCUCCUCUUAAACCUGAUGAGAAACCAGUACCAGUUGUCUUGAAAGACGAUAAGAUCCCAGCUAAACCCGAAGACAAACCCAAGUCCCUUCUGGAUUCCGUUAAGCCCAGUCCUACGAUGUAUUCAGAUGAUAAAAGCGAUGAAGAAUUUGGGGAACGUGUACCCCAAGAACAGCCACUCCCUUCGUUUGUUUCUUCUGUAGUUUCUGGAGAUAAAUCUCCUCUUAAAGACAUCCCUAAACUAGAAACGGUGACUGUGUCCAAGGCAGAAGAAUUUGCAAGUUCCACUAAAACAAAUAUUGCCACUGUGGUCUCGAAGACUUCCGAUUUGAUUACAAGUUCAUUCACUGACGACAAACCCAAACUAACUGACUUGGAGGACGAUAAGCCCAUUGACUUGAAAGACGAUAGGGUCCAAGCUAAGCACGAGGAUAAACCCAAGUCCCGUCUUGACUCAGUUAAGUCUAGUCUCAUAGUGUAUUCAGACGAUGAAAGUGACGAGGAAUAUGGUUUUCCUAGACCCCAAGAAAAGCCCGCUUGUCAGCCAAUUCCAUCAGUUGUUCCAUCUCUCGUUGCUUUAGAUAAAUCUCCGCUUAAACCUGACGAGAAACCAGCAUCCAUUGACUUGAAAGAAGAUAAGAUCCAAGCUAAACCCGAAGACAAACCAACGUCCCCUCUGGAUUCAGUUAUGCCUAGUUCUAGUUCGGUUGUUCCUUCUGUUGGUGCUGGAGAUAAAUCUCCGCUUAAAACUGAAGAGAAAGCAAAACCAGUUGACUUGAAGAACGAAAAGGUCCCAGCUAAACCUGAGGAUAAGCUUAAGUCCCCCCUUGCUUCAGUUAAGCCCAGUCCAGUCGUAUCUUCAGACGAUAAAAGCGAUGAAGAAUUUGGUGAUCUUAGGCCCCAAGAAAAGCCACUCCCUUCGUUUGUUUCUUCUGUAGUUUCUGGAGAUAAAUCUCCUCUUAAAGACAUCCUUAAACUAGAAACGGUGACUGUGUCCAAGGCAGAAGAAUUUGCAAGCUAUACUAAAACAAAUAUUGCCACUGUGGUCUCGAAGACUUCCGAUUUGAUUACAAGUUCAUUCACUGACGACAAACCUAAACUAACAGACUUGGAGGACGAUAAGCCCAUUGACUUGAAAGACGAUAGGGUCCAAGCUAAGCACGGUGAUAAGCCCAAGUCCCCUCUUGGCUCAGUUAAGUCUAGUCUCAUAGUGUAUUCAGACGAUGAAAGUGACGAGGAAUAUGGUUUUCCUAGACCCCAAGAAAAGCCCGCUUGUCAGCCAAUUCCAUCAGUUGUUCCAUUUCUCGUUGCUGGAGAUGAAUCUCAGCUUAAACCUGAAGACCUGACUGAGUUCAAGGCAGAAGAAUUUGCAAGUUCUACUAAAACAAAUAUUGCCACUGUGGUCUCGAAGACUUCCGAUUUGAUUACAAGUUCAUUCACUGACGACAAACCUAAUCUAAUUGACUUGAAGGACGAUAAGACCAUUGACUUGAAACACGAUAGGGUCCCAGCUAAACACGAGGAUAAAUCCAAGUCCCCUCUGGACUCAGCUAAGCCUAGUCUCAUAGUGUAUUCAGACGAUGAAAGUGAUGAGGAAUAUGGUGUUCCUAAGCCCAAAGAAAAACUGGCUAGUCAGCCAAUUUCAUCAGUUGUUCCAUCUCUUGCUGCUGGAGAUAAAACUGCCCUUAAACUUAAAGUGAAGCCAACACUAGUUGUUUUAAAAGACGAUAAGUUUCCAGCUAAGCCCGAAGACAAACCCAAGUCUCCUCUGGAUUUAGUGAAGCCCAGUCCUCCGAUGUAUUCAGACAAUGAAAGUUUUGAGGAAUAUGGUGCACCCAAACAUCAAGAAAAGCCCGCCAGUCAGCCAAUUCCGUCGGCUGCUCCUUCUGUCGUUGCUGGAGAUAAAUCUCUGCAUGCUGAAAAAAAACCAGAUCCAGUUUACUUUAAAGACACAAUCAAAACUCAGUCAUUUUCGGUACCUGUUCGUUCUUUUGAAGGGUCACACGAAUCUCCAUUAAAAGCAGUGGAGACACCAAAACUUUCGAAUGAUGAGACCAUGGUCACGUCGUACUCCGGCGAAAACAGAUCCGUUCAGCAGAUUGUGGAAGACACUUUGAGAGCAGGCGAUGCUGAGGUACUAAAAAUAGUAAACGAAACACUUAAGAGUGUUCAGGUCCACCGCCACUUGGGCCAUGUGACGGAGCAGUUGGAAUCAGAAGAUGAGCGGUCGGUGGAGCAGAUUGUAGAAGAAACAUUGAAUAGUGCGAAGAUAGAUUCUUUAGGGCCUAGGGAUGAAAAGUUGUGCCCUAGUAACAUUGAGGAGGCCGAACCCAAAGAAGUUCGUCCAAUAGCAUAUUUUGUUAACUUAGAUGAUGAGAAAAAAUCGCCACUGCCCGCCAAGAAACCAGCCGUCAAAACGCAGCAGAAAAUGGUAGCUAAGUCGGAAACGGCAAAAGGGAAAAUAGUGAAAGAUUCCAGUGCAAAAUCAGCAGCAAGGAGUUCUCUGAGUAGGAGGACAGUGGGGGAUAAAGAAAAACCAAAGUCCGAUAUGAAAACUCAGGCUUUAACAUCCUCAACGCAGACCAAACAGAAGAAGCCAAUUAGUAAGCAAACCGUGACGCGGAAGACGUCUGUCUCGGAAAAACCGAAAGCGCCAGCCAAAUCCGAGCCGAGAAGGUCGGUGACGAGUUCCGUUUCGACCACAAGCUCAGCCUCUGCCACAAGCCGUGUGAUUAGUGAGAUACAUUUCGAGCGGUCUGCCAGUCCCGCAUCCAGUUCUAUAUUCUACGAGAGUCACCCGCAAGGCGAGGGCAGUCGCUCAACCACGCCGAGGCCUAGGGUGAAAACAGAUGUCACACGAAUACCCUACAAUACCUCAAUUCGAUCGUUGAGCCCCUCGUCCAAGUCUACGAAGUCAGCUAGAGUAACAGCUGCCUCGUCAGUGAAACAGACAGCCACAAAACAAUCUAAGACGACUACCAAUCGAUCUACCAAAGAGCUUACAGGAAGCACUGCUAAGAAGACCGACAGCAAAAUCAGCAGUCAAGAGCAUGUGGAGACGAAGCGAAUGAUAACCCCGACACCCAUUGCCACACACAGAUAUAUGCAGCCCACUUUGUCUCACAAUAUCCGAUAUGGGUUGAGUGGCGAUGCCGAGGGCCAGAGGGUCUCUCCGGCUCCGCCAAAGUCCCCAGCACCGCCGAAAUCGCCGGCCCCUCCUCAGACCAAAAGUACGUACAGAACCCAGACAAGUAUGACAAGUGCCUUGACAAAGUCCACAUAUUUGGAACGAAAACAGAAGAAUUCUAUCGUCGAGAAGGUGCAGCCCCAAGCGCAUUCCCAGAUCAAGAGAGGUUCUCAGAGCGACAGCAAGGAGUCGCUGAAGAACACCGGACGCCUAUACAAGAGACAGACCUCCAAAGAAAACAAGCUAACAAACGUGAUAGGUUCCCAGAGCCAAGCAACCAAAAGCAUGAAGACACAAUCAGCUAAUUCAACCAAGACCAUUGCCCACAGAACUUCCAUAGAAACCGACAACAGGCAUGCGGUGGCCAGCCUUCAGAAGAAGGCCCCCCCAGUCACUAUACAGCGCAACAAAGUUCCGAUUAGCGCGUCUUCCAUGAAAAGGACUGCAGCAGCAAAGCUGCCUAGCAGAAGUGAUGAAACCGUCAAGAAACCUCAGAUAGACGUUAAGAAAACAGUCAGGCGUACGGUAGCCAGCAGCACGGCCGCCACCAGAACGGUGCAGAGCUCCAUUGAGCCGAAGCUGCAGAAGAAGAUGAAGGACAACAUGAACGAAUCAAGCUCGACCAGUGGCAGUACCAGUGCCAGCGGCUCUUCUAACAGCACCCGGCGCAGCGUGCGCUCGGUUACGGUCAGCCGGAAGACCGACAAAGAGAUGGCCAACCUAAAGCUGUCGGAGAAGAAAAGAGAACCGUCGACAUCGUCAUCGACAUCGACUUCGACUGUGCGCGUGCACAGGGAACCGACAGCGACAACCGCCGCUGUUAGCACCGUGCUUGUUGAUGACGACUGUGAGGUGAUAACCAUACGUUCCAUUAAAUCAAGCGAUAGUACAAAAAGUUCUACCUCAUCAUCCUCCGGUAGUGGCAGCAACAGUCGCAAGGUGCUAACCAGCGAGGUUUUCACUAAGACCUUCGGCCCCGACAGGCCCCUAGAGGUGGUCUAUCGGCAGCCCGAGUUCGAUGUAGAUCACCACACCACCAUGUCCGUGCGGCCGCCCUCCACAAACGAGCAGCAGCGGUGCAUAAACGAGUUUGAUGUUAGCUUUAUCGAUACCACCGAUUCCAGUCUUUCCGACUCCGUUGCACUGCCUAUGUUCGGCGCUGGCGAACCGGAGCGCCUGCUGGCCGCCAGUCCCGGCUCUCCCAAGCCGACCCGUAGUCCCCUGGCCCUCGUCGAGGAGACGUUGCGCCGCCAGCAGCAGCACCUACACCAUCAGCAGCAGCAUCCGCAGCCCCAUCACCACAGUGCACUCGUGGCAGGGGCAGGGCCUGGGGCAGGACUAGGCGCCUCUGCCUUAGACCCUUCGCUGCAGCUGCAUGUGGAGAGCGGCAGUAUUGUGGUGGAGACUGAGGUGGAGAAGAGCAGCACAUCCAAAGAAACCCUUCAGGAGAAAUUAAUCGACACAUCCAUUCUGGAUACCGAAACGAGCUCACAGCAAAUCGGUGAUGUUAAAGUUGGUGGUGGUGGAGGUGCAGGUGGAGGUGAUAAUGAUGAUGAUGGUGCAGAUCUUGUGGCACGCAUUCGCGAGGAAGCUACUAUCCUGGUGGAUAGCGUGCUCGAAGAAAGCGUUGAGAUCAUUGAGAGUCACGGCAUUGGCCACCAGCACCAGGCCAAUGGCCACGAGUUCGUUAAGCAGGAAUACAACUCGGAGAGUGACAACUAUGCCAUCACAUGCGACGACAUUGACGGCGUUGAUGUCAUCAAAUCGCCCACAAUCGAGUCCAUGUCGGGCAAGUCAUUCGAUGAUAACAUGAGCUUCACCGACGAGCACAUACAUUUACCCUUGCAUGUCCAAAACAUAACCGCCACGACCACGACCACAGUAACCACUCAAUACCAACAGCAACAAGCGCAGCCUCAGUCGCACUCCCAAGCUGCUGCCACAACUUCAUCAACGGCAAAAGUACCCGAACCAAUGCCAGUUACAGAACCAGAACCAGUACCAGUACCUGUAGUGUCUAGUCAAGAUCGAAUUGAAGACGAAUCGGAGACGCGCACGAGACGCAUCGAGCGAAAGAUCGAGAAGCUAUCCACUGACAUGGACGAUGUGAGUGCGAAGUUCGACGAGGCCUUCGAGUCGGCUGUGCACGAGGAUGAGAUCAGUGCCCUGCAGGGCGACUUUUCCAAGCUCAGCUGGGACGACAGCGUGUCGCCCACGACCAACACAAUGGCCGACAUGGCCCACAACCAGAUAACACCCGACAAUGACAUUCAAGAGCUGACCGCAGAAGCAGGCGGCGAUUUACCAAUCUCAAGUGAAACCACUCCCGUACCACCGUCGGCUGUCGUGGCAGCCACAGUCGCCACAGACAAAGAAACAGCUGAUGAGCCGGCGGUAGAAUCCAGUUUAUUUACUGCCACCAGCCACGACACACCCACACCAAAGCCACGAGUUCUUAAAGCCAGCUCCCCCGUCUCCGAAGGCACUGGCACCGAUAGCACCACCACCACUAUUCCCAGCCAAGUGCAGAAAUCCGACAUACCGAUCGAUAUAAGUUUUGAUGCCGCUGCACCAAUUCCGAAACCCCGUGCCCCCAUCAAGCACACGGAACCGUUUGAGAAUCUGGCCGCCCUGGCCGAACAGUCCGAUAGCAUUAGCCUACGCAGCUUCGAGUUUACGGAGGACCUGUCCAAGACGGACGAGCCCUCCACGGAGCUGUCGAUCCGAUCCCAGCUGCGUGAUGUGGUCACAACCACAACUGCUACCACCACUGCCUCAGAGGAUCACACGGAGAGCUUCGAGCCGACCAGCGAGAUAUCAGUGGAUGAUGCUGACACUGAGAAGUCAGAGGCUGCCGAGAAGACCACCAGCUUUUAUAUAGGCGAAUCAAGUCGCAAUGUCAUCACCAAGACCACAACGAAGUCAGCGGGUGCAACACCCCAGGACGAAGAGGCCGCUACGGAUAUAGGCAUUGACGCCAAGGACAUUUCGCUGAUGAAGGAGGUUUCCGUAGACUCGGACGAGGCCAACGAUAUUUUUAAGGAGUACGUGACGAUGAAGCGUGAUGAUGCUGAGGCCGUGGAUAGCAAGAUAGUCAGACAGGGCUCCGAGACUAGAAACGAUAUUUUGGAGUUUGAGAAUGCCGACAAGGAGAAGGCUGGCGAGCCAAUUCUUACCAAGGUGACAACGGAGGAGAGCCUAACCACGUCCACCGGCUCCAGUGGUCGGGCUAUCAUAGAGGUAGCGCCUUCAAGCAGCGAAGACCCCGAUGAGUCCGGCAAGGAAAUUCCCGAAAUAGUGAAUACAAUAUCCUCCACAGACCGAUUUGAACUGCCGCUGGAGAAGAGUGAGUGGGAGACAUCGGAGAAGGAAAUCCCCAAUGCGGGCAAACCGAAGGUGGUGCACUCGCCACAGCAACCACAAGCUACCGCCGGAAAAGAUAUCGUUGAUGAAUCACCGGACAGUGGAGCCAUUCGCGAAACACAGGACUCUUCUGAUUUGGCGAAGAGUGAUUUAAAAAGCGACGUAAAAUCGAUGGAAGAAUCCCCAGCCGGUUUCGAAUUCGAUACAAUGACGCACUCCUUUACCACCGGUGCUGAGAGCGAAGAUAUUUCGUCUUUUAUCGGGAUACCAGACAUGCAAACGUCAACAUUGGACAACACCCAGCCCCCCGAGGGUCUAUUCGAUACCACAAUCAGGGAGACCCUGAACAAGCAGGCGGCAAUGGCGCACUAUGCUCAAGACGUGUUCGGCCGAGUGGAGAGGCGUGAUGAUCAUGGAUCACUGGGAUUCGUGUCCACCGGCACCGCCGAAGAACUAAGCUCGAUGGAGGAGCAUAUGGCGAAAGAGGAGCAAGCCUCUCUUGGGUUUAUAUCUACGGAGACAGCAGAAGACUUCAGCUCCAUGGAGGACUACUACACGGAAAAGUUAACCACUGCCAGCUUGGUUGCGGAGGAGAUUGCUGCCGACAAGUCCAUCACCACCAGCACCUUUGAGGAGAUGACAUCGGACCAGUCUAUCAGGCCGGUCGAUGUGGUGGUUCAUCGGCUGAAGACCGAGUUAUCGCCAGACUCCACCAACCGCUGGUCCAUACCCGACGUAGACAAUUCUAGCUCCAGUGAGAGCUACCAAAAGAGCUUCGACAAAACCCAGAGCCGACCUCUAUCCUCUGACAUGGACAUCCUACUGACCGCCACUGGCACCGGAACCUCCAGCGAAUACCAGACUGCUCGCGAUUCCACCUGUCGCGAGGCAACCGAGUACGUGAGCGCAGUCAGCACUCUGAACAGCAGCAGUGGUCAGACCAUUAGCUCCCACGAGAGCAUGCGCAGCUUCGACUCGCAGUCGGAGACUUCAGCCAAUCUGGCGAGUAUCGAUGUGUCUGAGUUGUCGGAGACAUUGGUGGCCUCCUCAGCCGAGGCAGAUCCCUUUGAGUCGGAGGAAAUGUCUCGCCUGCGUGACCUGCGGGCCGAUGAUGAUGACAGCGAUGAGAGCGUAGAACUGCCAGGGUCCUCGUAUCCGACUAACGAGCAGCAGAGCUUGAUGAAGCGAUCCCAGGAGAUGAUUUUCAAGCCCAAGACAGAGGCGGAUGAACAGCCGGUCGAGGCAAUUCAAAUCGAAGAAUAUCCCAAGCCCAAAGACGCCGAACGCACCUGGGGACUAGCCUAUCCAAUGGAGGACAGCAAGGCCGAUAGUCCGCGGGAGAGCGAGAGGGCAGAGGACAUAUUGCUGUAUCACGGCGACCCCAGGCGAUCUAUCGACGAAUCCAAGCUGGCAUCAAGCCUGGACGAAGGCAGCAUUCUCUCGGUCAGCAUUUCCAGUACGUCUAACAUUGACACCGUUGUUGAGAACUUUGAUGACAUUAUCGGAUCGGCAGGCUCGUCGUCACUCACUGGCAUCGAGGGCUUCCAGUAUGGGCACGAUGAACCAAUGCCCUCUGCCUCCGUGCCGGAGGAUGCCACAUUCAUGCUGGAGAUGGAAAGCAAGGAGCAUUCUCCGCAGGACUCGAAUGCCAGUACGCCACCCGGCGGAGAGUCAAAGAGACGCGGCCACAAGCGCAACGAGAGCAUCUCCGGGGAUGCCCUGAAGAACCUGGACAAGGAAGUUGCCUUGCUGGGCGAGGGCAAGGAGUCGGAGAGUGAGUCGGAUACAGAUCCGUACGAGUCGGAGUAUGCGCGCCAAUUCCGCUCGCCCAAGGAGCGGAAGAGCAAGAAAAAGAAGCAGGCAGCUGCUGAGAUGGACCACAGUGCGGAGCUGGAGAAGCGUCCGUUUACCCCGUCCCAACUGGUGGCAGAGAUAAUAGUGGAGGACGCGACCGAGGAGUUGGAGGCCGAGGCCGCCAUGAUUGAGGAGCGUCGUCCCUCACAGAAUAUGCAGGACUACUCUAAAAUACCCGACAUCAUGGUAACGGAGGAGUUAAAGUCUCCAAUUUUAGAAGAGGAGACCGACGACUUCCCCGAGAAGUCCCUGUACAAAGUUCGCACCGAGGAGGAGCUUCAUAAGGCAAGCGAUACCUCUAUGUACGAGAAGGCCAAGGCCGAAGAGAAGGAGCAGGACUUCCAGAGGCGAGUACAGGAACAGUACAGACAGAAACUGGAGGAGCUAAAGCGUGCCGAAGUCGGUGCGGAGUACGAUGAUCGCAAAGCCCCCGAUUCGCCAGACUCCUUUGAAAUGGUCGAGCAGCCGGACAUAUCGGACGAGUUCGUCAUCAUUGAGGAGGUGGCCAAGGAGGCCAACGAAGUGGAUCUCGGCGGCAAGAGCAUCAAGAUAGCCCCUAUCAAGUACGAGCAGAAACACGACUCUGACGUUGAGAAGAUCAUCAUCAAGUCGGCCCCCGCCGACCCCAAGCUGGGAUCUCAGCUGUACAAGGAUGAUCUCAACUUUGAGUUCGAGGAGAGCCCGCCCACGGGCGCCAGCAGCAGCAGCGAUCAACAGGAGGAGAGCGACUCUAGCGACACGGCGGCAGCCAACAAGCGGUGGGUGGAGAUGCAGUUGACGGACAACCAGCUGCGAUAUCCCUACGACCUCACUGGCGCCGUGUUGGAGGACAUCAAGGAGGAGGAUGGGGAGUUCGAGGUCGGCAGUAGUCGCAUCAGCAGCUUUAAGGACUCGUUCUCGAGCACACCCGAAUACGAUGUGAUGGCCGCGCGACGGUACCACUCCCGCGGCGAGCACGACGAUGUGUCCAUGAGCAGUCUGCAGGAGUUCGAGUCCCUGGAGCAGGCCAUUUCGUUGGAGAACCGCAACCGAACCCACCAGGGCUCCACGGACUCGAGCAACGGCAGCUUCACACGUCGCUACGUGGUCCGACACAGCGGAAGUGGAACUGCGCCCGGCGACGAUGUGUCUAUAUCCAGUCUAAAGGAGUUCGAGGGCCUGGAGAAUGCCUGCAUUGAAGCCCAUCUCAUUGAGAUCAAGGCCAGGGAAGAGGCUGCACUACUCUCACGAUCCGAUGAGUCGAACAAAUCGAAUGGAAGCGACAAAGGAGCCGCUGGCAAUGUUGUGGUAACCAAGGUGACCCGCACAGUUACCCGCACCGAAGUGGUGCCCUCCGGCCAAGCGGAAAACAUUGAAGCCCUGCUAAAGCAGAAGCUGGAGCUGGAGGAGGGUGACACUAAGCAGGGAUCCGCGUCGGUGAAGAUGGCCGACCUAACCGGCACUGAGUUUGAGAACAAGUCUAAGAUCGAUAGUCAGGACUCCGAAAAGGACAGCAUCGAUAGUAUGGAGAUCAGCAAGAGUCACGACAUGAUGACCAGCAGCAUUGAAAGCUUCGAUAUCUCAAAGGACGCCACCACGCGAUCCGACAUUGAUUCCCUGGAGAUUGAUAAGCGCCACUCGCGCCAGGAGAGCAUCGAGUCGUUCGGUGACGAGCAGCUCGACCUCAUGACCAAGUUUGUCAGCGGCGGAGGAGUCACACUGGGAGAUGGUCUGACGACCACCACCACAACUACCACUACUAGCACCGAUGCUGAUGGGCAUGAACACACCGUAACGCGGGUGAUAACGACCACAACGACUGUAGGCGGCGGUGUUCAGGAACUGCCUCUGGAUGAGAGCGGCAUGUCGAAGGACGUGUCCAUCGACUCCCUCAAUCUCUGCGUGGAGCUGACGACCAGCUCUGCUGGUACCACGGCGACGUAUCAGACAAGCGCAGGCAACUCGCAAAUGUCUGGAAGCAUCACGAGCUGUGCCUCCAGUACGCUAAUGGAGGACUCGUUCCCUGGUGUGGGUGCCAUGUCGUCGUCGCAAAUGUCUGCUAGUUUCUGGUCGCACGACGAGUCCACGGUGGUCGAGGAUGAGGGCGACCAAGUGAAGAAGCAGCAACAAGGCCAGUAAGGCCUGUGGCGCAGGAUGGGAGAGAGAGAAUACUCGUACAUACCUAGACGUAUAUGAAAAUGGGGCUUGAACAGAGACAUAGAAUAUUUGGCUAGACAAGGCGCACGUCUAGAGGAAACACCGAUGAAUUACUCUCUGGAAGGGCAGCAGUAGCAUCUUCACCAGCUCUGAACAUCACCGAUUUCAAAUCACAGACUUAAGACCGAAAAUCGAAAAGCAGAAUAAAUAAUUAGACAAUUUGACAUUUUCCAUCUAUACACACAUUUUUAAUGAUAUUGAACUGCAUACCCGAGUUUUUAAAUGCAAAUAUAUAUAUUUUAUAUAUUUAUAAAAACUAUAAAAUCGCGAACAUGAGUAUGAAUAUGUCAGGCACUAGCUGUUUAACGCAUUUUCUUAUUGGCUUUAAUAUUUAAAAAUUAAAUAAAAGCGAAUGCUUUGUGCUACAGCGUCGUAAUGGAUUACACCUUUGCUUUUAAUUUGAUGUAGUUAUUACGAGUAUCUAUGUAUAUGAACGAAGGAUAUUAUUAAAUGAAUCGCUUAUUAUUGUAGUUUAAUUUAAGCAAUUAUACAAGCGCAUGUGUAAACGGGGACGUAAUCAAAUAGUAGUCAAAACCUGGAAAGUGAAAUGCUUUUAAAGUCUCAUUUUUUUACAAGAACCAAGCAAAUUUUGACGCUUGCAUAUUUUAACAUUGACAUAUACCUAAAUAUACAAUUCGAGAAACCAUACAUAGAUCAAAUUUAAAUCACAUGUACGAACAAUAUAUGGAGAUUAUUCACUUGAAGCUACCACUUAAAACAGCCCACGACGUGUAUCGCUAAUUUUCGUAAUGCACAUCUUGCGUGUAUUCGUCAAAAUACCUACUUAUUGAAAGGAUUUAAACGUUUUGGCAUCACCACUGUAAUGGGAUAUAAAUAAAAUAAUAUUUGUGUUAAAAACAUACGAGAAAUAUUAAAAAAGAACAUUAUUGUAUUGUAAACCACACGCGAAUGAAUAACCAAAUAAAAUGCUUAAUAAAAA
This is a messenger RNA of Drosophila pseudoobscura, 46879 nucleotides long. It is a transcript of the gene Ank2, whose product is annotated as Ankyrin 2. Gene Ontology annotation, cellular component: cytoplasm. Gene Ontology annotation, molecular function: protein binding. Lineage: Eukaryota; Metazoa; Arthropoda; Insecta; Diptera; Drosophilidae. The coding region runs from base 535 to 45861 and encodes 15108 amino acids. The record is from RefSeq and is a predicted model, not a curated record. The transcript is spliced from 23 exons. Gene Ontology annotation, biological process: signal transduction.